AGUUUGCGGAAGUCAGGACCGUUUACCGCUGGUUACCUUGUUUUGAAAUCCACCGAGUGAACCGACCGUGCGGACGGUAUUAUUUAUGUUACAUUAAAAAGACGAGUACACUAUCCUUUUGGGGUGUGGUUAUGCAAAAAUAAACGUAUUACAGAGUAAGAAUCGGUAACUGUUUGGACGUGUGGGUCGUAUUUUAGUUGAAGGAGUGACAUAACACGUUAAUUUUUGAUACAACGAGAUUUAACGCCUACUACAGCGAAUUGAUGAAACCGUUGGAUUCAGACGAGGAGGAAGAGGAGAGGAUAGGUCCUUAUCACAAGGAACUGAGGCGUAAGUUAAAGUUUUUAUUUACCUCUCUUAAUACGCUAAUGGCUAACCAAAAAGCCCAGCGUAAAAAGGUAAAGGGGUCACCGUUUAUUGGAUUAUAGUUGUCUGUCUUGUACAACGUUGUCCUGUGUGUUGUCCUCCAGUCACAGCUGUGGAGUUUUGAUAUCUAAAAUGUACCAAGUGGAGGCUUCAAUUCAAGGAAAUGUCACUCCCACCUGUUGCUCCUCAAGCAAACUCAACCAAAACGCCACUCUAUAACCACAAAUAAUGCUCAGAACAGUACCUAACUUCAUCAACAGUACAUACAGGGUCCCAGCCAUAGCACUAGCCACCAAACAUCUUUUUAACUUUGAAUAAUUUCUUUAGCAAAGCGACUAAACACAACUUACCCACUGUCCUCCAGCAGCCGUUUGUUUAGUCCAUUGACUACAGCGGGGUGACGCAGCUCAAGGAAGAACAUUUAUGAUCGGUACUUUAUAAUUUCCUUGAAGUAAUAAUCAUCAUAUUAAGAGUUUUGCACUGCAGACGCGGUAGUUCUUCUGCCUUAGCGUCUCAGUCUGAUUGCAUUUCCAUGAAGAAAUGAUCAUAAAUGUUCUACCUUGAGCUGCUUCACCCGGAGGUUGCCCUAGAAACAAGUGACUGCUUGAAAAUAGUGGGUGAGUUGUGUUUAGUCUCUUUGCUAAAGAAAUUUGGCAAAGUUAAAAAGAUGUUUGGUGGCUAGUGCUGUGGCUGGGACCCUAUAUGUACUGUUGAUGAAGUUAGGUGCUGUUCUGAGCAUUAUUUGUGGUUAUAGAGUGGCUUUUUGGUUGAGCGGGGGCCUCUCUGUAUUGCUAUCUGCGGUCGUUACUAGGAAAACAUUUGCAAUAAUAUACUGUAUGACCUUGUAUGACAUAUUGGUUUCAGAGAGGGCCAAUCAGAGCAUACAGCAGCUGAGCAGCACUCUGAAUGAGCUGGGGCCUGAUGGAGAAGAGGUGGUGGAGCCCAGAGGCAGUGAUGUUACACUCUUCAGCGCCAUGUCUGAAGAGGAGAAGGCUGCAUGGAGCCAAAAGACUCAGAGUGAAGCAGGUAACUGUGCUGUUUGUCUGAAAAAAGAGAUUGUAAUGAAACACUUGGAGAUUUCCCCACUCAUUAUCUUGGGGAUAAAUAAAACACAAAGUUGUUAAGAAAACACUCAUUAUGUGUCUUUGUGUGUCUCUAUGUUUGUGUCCUUUUGUAUUGUAGUCAACCAGCUGAAGAGCCUUCUGUUGAAGCAGAGCAAAGAUAUCCCUACUUCUCUCUCACCUUUAAAGAAACAGUCGCCCUCUAAGGUAAAGCUUGUAGCUAACAGUGUUUUUUUUUUUCCUUGGUCAAACAUGUUUAACUGAGUAGACCACUCCCUGACAAUAUCAAUUGAUUAAUAUUAACAAUAGUAUCAGUAUUUACUUGAUAUUCUUUUGUUUUUUCCACAUUUUAUUAAACACUCUGUUUUCCUCUGUUAGAGGCUUCAGCAUGAAGGCAGGUCUAGUUCGCCUGCUUUUCAUGAUCUGGUCCCAAUGAUUCACAACCAGUCAGAGUACAUCCAGCAUCUGGAAGCUGAGGUCAAAUUCUGCAAGGUAUGUAAGCAGAUGAAUAUGUAAGUGUCUAUAUUUGAGUUAUUUGGCUAUUGCUGAUAAUUUAUUGAUAAUCCCUACAAUGUACCUGAUUUUAGGAAGAGCUGCAGGGAUUGAAACAGCGGAUCAGAGUGGUGGUGGUGGAGAAUGAGAAGCUGCAUUCAGAGCUGAGAUGCCAGGCUGUGGAUGAUUCCCUGAGAGACUAUACUAUUAGAAAUGCAACGGUAAUGGGUGUGCAUGUGCAAAACUCAAGGUCUAAGCUUUUGUUUCUUGGAUUAUAUAAAGCAUAUGCAUCAUAGAACCUGGAUGAUCUUUGCAAAACAAUGAUGAUUUUCCCUGAUGUGUUCCACAGGUGAAUGAGAGUUUGGCUGCCAGCAACUACAUAGCCUCCAAAUCAAACCAUGAUGAGCUGAAAGGCGCGGAACACGCCACUUGGAAAAAUGAGCUGGUGGGAAUGAUGGAUUAUUUUCUUGUCUCUCUUUAAGUUACUGUUCUUUGAUUCCUCUCCAUCUGCAACCCACAUAUUUCACAGCAGUCAUGAAAUUUCUACAGUACCAUAGAUUUUUUCCUUUGGCUUUCUCAGCAAAAGGGCCAAGCUGGCUGGGAUCCCCUGUGACAAAUACACUAACUAUUGACUGGUACAUCAUAAAAUCCCACCACAAAAAAAACAAAAUUCCCUUCAAAGAAUCAAGUUCACCAGAGGAGCGUAAACAUGUACAAAGACAUACAGAUACUUAAAAAAUGUGAUAAAACUCCAAAUCAGUCAUCCAAAUUUCAUCUACUGAUUAAGUGUUUUUCAGUGGUGCACAUAUAUUCUGAUCUGAAAAUGUCUUUAUUCACCAGGAACAACUGAAAACAAUCCACAAGGCUCAGAUUGAAAGCUUGGAGGCUCAGGUUAUCGCCCUCAGGUCUGUGUUUACUGUAACUGUAAACUAAGGGUAGCCACUCACUUUUCCUCUACAUUCAUUUGCAUUCCUCUCUUGAGCCGUUAUUUUGUCUCUGUUUCCUCAUUUUCAUCUUUUGCAUCCAUCCUCAGGAAGGAGCGUUCGGUCAGCCAGAAAGAGUGUGAGGAGCUGAGGGUCUGUCUGAAACACAAGGAGAAACAGGCUGCAGAUAAACAGAGGUCUGAUGGGGCUCCACGUGUGGCAGGAUUGUGUCUGAAGUGUGCACAGCAGGAGGCUGUAUUGGCUGGGACUCACACGAAUCUGCAUGUCCAGGCUAUUGACAGACUCACAAAGUCAGUGGUUACACACACACACACACACACACACACAAGCCCCCACACAUAAAUACACUGUUUGCUGAUAAUAAUAGUUUCCUCAGUGCAACAUAUUAUUAUAUUAUUAAUAUUGUAACAGUCAGUAACAGAAUUUACAUAUCUGUUCCCACUUUUCAGAUAUUUUGUUUUUUAUAUCUGAUUAUAUCGAUUGAAAAAGGAUUUGUUCCUUUUUUUAACUCUUGCAUUUCUUGUUUGUCAAACUUUAAGGGAGCGUGAUGAGUUGCUGGUGGCCCUACGCGCCCUGCGAGCCAGUCAGCAGGAAGCUCAACAGAGAGAGUGGUCAGCCUGUCUCCAGGUCAAACAGGCUGUUGAGAUGGCAGAGGAAGCAAAUCUGUUCAAAGCCAGGGUCUGAGAAACACACUCCUUCUCCUUCCUUCUGUGUUUACUAAACUGAUCUUUUCAUAUGUAAAAUUGUGUUAAUUUUGUAGAAGAUUUGCUCCAAAAUUGUGUUUCCUCCUUCUACCAUGGCCUGUUACAUCCAGCCAACCUGUUACAAAUGUUUGUUUGCCUGCAGGUGGAGGUGCAAUGUGAGCAGCUGUCCAGGGAGCUCGUUCAGCAGAGGGAACUUCGAGCACAAGAAGCACAGGCUUUGCAGAAGAGACUGGCUGAGGCCAGAGAGGAGGGUCGGGCUGAGGCUCGCAAACAGAAAGAGGAGCUGGCACUUACAGUAAUUGGACUCUUUCUCUCACUGUGUCAAGUGAACGACUGCACAUGUAUUAAGUUACAUCUCACGUGCUUUACUGUUGGUUGAGUCAUAUCAGAAAGCAGUACUGAUGCUGUUUAGUAGAUGAUUAAUAUUAAUGUUAUAUUUGAUAACAUGAAAUGAUUUCAAAGAAUACACAACAUUUUUGCAAUAUUUGAACAUUAUAGUUGUUCAACAAAACUGUGUUUGUAUUUAGGUGUCCAGCCUCUCCGAGCAAGUUGCUGAGCUGGAGGGGCAGCUAAACAGAGCUCAAAGAGACAGGAGCUCACUGACCAAUCAGCUGGAAGAUACUCUUCAUAAACUGACUACUCAAGAACAAGACAAUACUAAGGUACACUGUAUUUUUACUCACCGUUGGUGUUUAUGUUGCCCAGAGUUGGCUGUAGGCAGUUUGAAUCACUGUCUUUUGAUAUAGAUGGUAAGUGAGGCUGUGUUAAGGUCAGACAGAAACAGCCUGUAAACAGUAUAAAACCUGUAACAGCCUGUAUGAAGGUCUGAAGGAAACAAUCACAUAUGUUAUCCCUUAAAGAUGGAAAUGUUUGCUGAUAGAGCAACAACUGAAACUUGAAAAAAGGAGGUUGAACACUCAGAACAAUCAGCUGAAGCUUGUGUUGUCCACUUGUAAUGCUUUUGUCGAGCCACUGGAUGGCAGCAAAGGUUAAUCAAUUUUAGAGCUGAAACAGUUCGAUGGAAGUCACCGUCUGCGCGCAAAUUAUUGAAAGCGAAGGUGGAUAACCGAGCUGCAUGUGAAGAUGCUCAGUUCAGUUUUAAAUCUGUGGGUAUGUGUAUAAAAGUGUUAAAGGUUGCACAGCAGAGACAACAUUAUCAUUUGGCCUGUAAAGGUUUGUAUAACAAGAUGAAAUGCCCUGAGCUCACAAUAUUAAUACUAUCCAGUUUCUACAGUCAACACUUACCUGUGAUUGUGCAGCACAGUUGAACAAUAUGAUGACCAAAUGUUUUCAUUUUAAUGCAACAAUUUUUUGUUACCUUGUAUUAUUACAUUGCAGUAAUAAUGAUAAUAAUUAAAAAAGCCAGUAGAUUUACAGUUUUAAACAUAAAUAAAUGGCUGUAAAUAAUCAUAUCAUUAGUAAUGUGAUUUAUUUGUUUUUAUGAGGGCUUUCAGGAGGUUUAUAAAACUCACAUGUCAUGGUAAAGGGUUUAACACAUAGCACAGACUGUUUAUUUAAAUGAAAGACGAACUUAGACUAAGGUGAUGAAAAAUGAAAAUAAAAAAACGGCAAAUGAUUAAAAACCAGACACAAGUUAAAAUUUGUUCAUGAAAGGAGUAACCCGUUUUAAACAUAGCCUGUUCAUCAUCUCUAGGUGUGUGUGGAUCUGCGUUACCAGCUCAGCCAGGCCCAGUUGAAGAAAGAGGAGGCAGAGAGAGAGCUCAGAGAGCUCAACGCCAAGACCAGCAGACAAAUGGAAAAGGCCGCACAGGUACACGAGCUUUGUAUCUAUUGAUAGGUGUAGAGUUUUUUUUUAAAUUAAACCAGUAUGAUCAAUUCUGUCAUUGUUUCUUAUUAGAAAGCCAGUGAUCUCUAAGUCUUCACAAUAAUUUAAUCAACUGCCACUUAGGGAAGCUAUGCCAAGGUGUUGCCAAGAAAUCCUCUGAUAUUUUUUCCACGUUUUCGAAUUUACAAUUAACAAUUUUAACAAAGCUGUAGUAUUUGGGUAGAGAUGAGUUUAUGCUGAAUUCUGUGCAGUUAGGAGAGACAAUAGUUCCUUGUAUUGACUGUUUUGUUCAGAAUCUAAUAGUUUCGAAAUGAGGGUGAACAUAUGAUGUCCUUGUACAACUCUGGUGGUCAUGUGAGGUUUCAGUAGGUCUACAACAUGUUUGUCUGAGGGCAUAAGGUGGUUUGUUGUGAAAGAUUUCCUCACCUCCUCUUCCUCCUCUCUGGCCAUCUCUGCGGGACAGGAAGUGGAAAGGCUGAGCUCAGAGCUGGUUGGCUGCCGGCAGCAUCUGGAAGCGGUCCAAAAGGAUGGGAGCCAAUGGCAGGCCGAAGCCCUGAGCCUAGCAGAACAGCUGGCAAAUGCCCAGCGCCAACUGCACCUCACCAGGUAGUACCUAAUCCUAUUAUACAUGCCACCACACUCACAUGCACACGCAUAUACACAUACACAUACAAACACACACACACACACGCAGAGCACUUCCCUCUGGCCAGCUCCUGCCCAGCUCAGCCCAGCCCGGCCCAGUCCAGUUCAGACCAGCACACCAACUGUACCACACCAGGUAACAGCUAAUCCUAUUAUACAAACCACACACACAUAAACACACAUAAACACUCAUAUGUGCCGCUGUGCCAUGGUCCCAGUACCAACUGGACCUCACCAGGUCACCUCUAAUCCUGUUAAGCAUGCCACAACAUAAUGCAACACACAGAACACAAACACACACACGUCCAUGCACACACUUGCACACAGAAACACAGUGCCGGGUCUGUGCCACCAGGCCAGUGCCCAGCCCAGCAACAGCUCCAGCAGAGCCAAAAUGGCGCCUGAGCCUUUCUUCUGUCCCUGGCGUGCACACGUACAUACACAGACAUACAGACACACACACACAUAGGAAAAAGUGUGGCCGGUGGUCACUGGACAGCCUGGUCUUAGAGCCACCUGCCGCUGCCCUGCGCCCGUUCUCACGACAGGCACUACCGGCCCCACCCCCCCCACCCUCACCUCCUUAAAAAAACAGAAAUCUAUUUCUGCAUCUUUCUGCGCCAUUUUUUCCUUUGGUUCCCUUCAUCACUUCUUCUGUUACUCUUCUGUCCACUGAUCACCACCAUCAGUUCAUUCCACUCCCUCCAUUUACCUGGCGCUCUCACUUUAAGCUUUUAUCCAUCCAUCCUUUAUACUUCUUCCUUUUCUUUCCCUUCGCCUCUUGAAAUUCUUCCCCUCUUUAUUCCGUCCCUCUCUCCCUUCUGUCAUAUGCUGGCUGCAGGUCCCUCUAACACCAGCUUCUGCCAGGGUCGUGCCAGCCCAUGCCAGCCGCCCAGGGCACUGUCUCACCCCUGCUGCCCACAACCGAGGUGUUUAAGAUGGGCACAGAUGUGGCAGUGGUGCCCUGUGGUGCUAGAGGCUGCGGGAUACAAGUUUGUGUAAUCUGUGUGUGUGUGUCCACUGCAGCCCCUGGCUUGAUCUGUAUUUGAGUGUGUUUGUCUGUCGACUGGCCAGCGCUAACACACAGUCUGCAUGGCUUUCGUGUGUUUAAAGGCUGUGUUGGUGUCCGUUUUUGAGUGUGUGUGUCUGCAGUGUGUUUGCAGCCAGCUGUGGAGAAUGACAUGCAUAUUAAUAUGGCAACAUGAUGACUUUGACCUGUACUGGAGGAGCCGCUGGACUAAACCAUUUAACUGCCAUGUGUGCGGGUGUAUGUGGAUGAGAGAGUUUAUAGUUUUAUCUCUCUGCAGAUGCAUACUGGGUGUUUGACAGCUGUUGACUUGGCUGAGCAUGUAGCCAUUCAAAUUCAAUUUUUGGUCAUUAGUAGUAAAAGCCACUUUUGACACUGACAUCAUUUCAAUAUUUUUUUUUCCUCCUCCAGUGGUGCCUUUGAUGAAUGAUCACACUCGGUAUGAAAUGACCAAAUUUAAUGUCCAGCUUUAUAGAGCUUUUAAAAGGCAUUGUAUUUACACAAAUAGGAGGAAACAGGAAUAACCAACAUUCAAAUUCUGCUGCGACAAAUUAGAAACAAAUGUGCUCAUGAUGUUGAAAACCAAAUACAGCACAGGAACAGUUGGAAAAGACUGUGUCUGUGUCUCUGGAAGAGCACAAAAUAUUGUCACAGGAUAAGUUAUAGGAAUAAUCAAUGAAUUAACCUUGUAGAACCAGAAAGUGUUUUUAGAUUAUAAUGUACAAAGACCUGAUGUACAGAAUUGUCCUAAAUUUAGCCACUGAGCGACAGAGGAGCGCAGAUCUGCCUGAGUAUCUUGGUUCCAGUUCUCAUUGUUUAAAAUGAUCUAUCCAGCGGGUCAUUUCAACUUAAAGUAGUGAUUUUUGAAGUCUACUAAAUCUUUAAACUGAUCCAUGCCUGACUUAGUGAAGUUUGAGUGAUAGAUGUAGGAGGAUGUCUUAUCAAACAGAGAAGUGAGGCAUCUUUUUUUAGUGUCUUGAAAACGAAACUCAGAUGCCCUCAUACGCACAUCCACAUGUCAUAAAAACACCUGCUACUUUAACUCUUUACUUUUUGAUUUUUUUUUUUUUUUCCCCACUCGUCAUGUUCUCGAUUUCUUUUUUUCUCAUGCUGCUCCAAACCAAACAAUUAAAACAUCGUAAAUGUCUCCCUCCUCUCCUCUUCUCUCCCUCUCUAUCUCUCUCUCUCUGUCUCUCUCUUUGUCUAUCUCUUGCCCUUUUGGGGUUAUGCAGAACAUGUAGUUCAUUCAUAGUCAUGCCUCUGUUUGCCCUCUCUUGUUCUUCACUACAGAGCUGUGCGUCCUCUUUGUAGCUGCUGUGUGCUGCUCUGUGUUACUGUGUUUGUGUGUGCUGUCAGAGUGUUGGUAGCAAGGCUGGAAGGCGUUUUUAUGACCAGCCUUGGAAGGCAGCUCUUUGAUUCUCUUGCUGCAACUUGCUCAGUCUCCUCUUUCAUUCUGUCCUCCUCCCGUGGCCCAAAUGAUCACAGCCCACCUUCAAAAAGGGGACAUGAAGCACAAACAGCCUCUGCUUGAUUUCGGAUGGCCCCUACCUUCCUUCUGUUUAGUGCACACACACACACAAACAUAUACACACACACACACACACACACACACACACUUGUUUGUACAACUGCAUGCCUGCAAAUGUGCAGACUGAUACUCACAUCAGUCCAAUCCACAUGCCUGUACACAAACACAAACACACACACGCUCACACACAGAUGCAUGCACGCAUCCGGGGGUCCCAUGGCGGCUGGUGCGCUGCGCUGCGCUCCAGGAUUGGAUCAUCAGCCAGCUGUGAGUUGGACAGCCCAGGAUCUGUCCUAAUCCCCACCACUCUGUUCACAUCGUCUCACACACACACAUGCACACACUCCAGUCCCGGCCCCAGCCCAGCAGAGGGCUUAACCAAGUUUGUUUUGUUUGUUUGCUCCUGCCUUUCUUCACUUUCUUUCUUUUCUUCUUUUCUUGUCUCCAUCCGGCCCCUUCUCUCCCUGCGUUGUGAUCACAGAUCCCAAAGGCCACAGAGAAAACUGCCCAGCAUAACUUCUGUCUCAACACAUGCCAGAUAGGAGUGAAUGGGUAGAUGUGUGUUUGCAUGCGUUAUUGUUUCUGUGGGUUGCCUGAGACCUGUGCGGCGCCUGCUUUGCAGUUUGGACAAACUGAUUGUCUGCGGAGCCCGAAAUCUUCCUCCAGUUUUGUUAUCCCUAUGAAAUCAGGCAUCCAUGUUUAUGAGGGUGCUUGCUUAAAGCUCCAGAUAGAUGUGAACUGAAACUUUUUUCUUCUAAAAAGUUUAGUUGAUGUCCUUCGAUUACCUAAAAGUUGAGACUAUGGAUUCCUGGGCCAGGAUAUCUCUGAACAUGAACACUUUUAAUCAGGGUACCUCUGAAUAAAGAAUUUCCUAUUUGUUGAUUAUAGUUUAAGCCGAUGUUCAACUCACCAGUUGACCCCAUGUUCAUCAUGUAUAUGUGUUAUACAAGAGAAACAGCAAGGAGACACUCUGUGUGUUUACAUGCACACCUUAAUCGGACUAAGCUUAUAAUUCGUUUUUUGUCAAAUCGGACUUCUCUCCUUGUCCGCGUAAUCGGAGUAAGGUUUCCUCGAGUGUCAUGUAAACGUACUGAGCGUGAUAUUCGAACACAGUUGAGCAUUGUUCUGUCUUUGUGUUUGGCAGACAGCUUGUUUCUUUUGGCUAUGCAAAGGUUUAGCCUAGUUCAUAGCGACUAAAUAGCUAACUAACUAAAAGGGCAUAAUAGUAGUGUAACUUAAUUACUCAGCCUCUUUUGGACCCCCUUCUAGCAAACCUGAUAACACUAUAUUUGGCUCCAGAACUAAUCACAUGCAAUAUUGGUGAACGUUGCCCGACCAUACACAUGCAUGCCUGGACUUGAAACAGGAAGUGGCAGCAGAGCUCAAUUUGAGUCGAGCUGUAGACAAUGCCAUAAGCUGAAAAAAAAGGUCUCUUGGUUUGGGUUUGACCAGGAUACUGCCCAAACAAGUCCAGGCAGUGGUCUAGAGCUGUUUACAGUCAGUGGGUCAGUAUCAGGUAGAUAUUUGAAGGGGCCGUGAAUAAUAAAGAGAAAAAUGUACCCACUAAUGUCUGUUGUAUUGAAAGAGUUAAACAAUUUAAAAAGGCAGAUAGAGAAACAAAGCAAGGGAGAUAUUUUUCUCGUGUUUUUAGGCCACGUUCUCCUUUCUUUGACCCUGAAAUCAGACGGUGGAUGCUGAGAUGCUGUGAGGUAAAAAGCUCUAGACCAACCGCUGUGACUCUUAAACACCAAGUUCCCCAAACUCUAUUAAACAUGUCACACUGCUGCCCCCAUCUCUGUCGUUCUACUUAGUCCUCCGCCUUUUUUUUUUUAAUCUCCCUGCAGUUAUACAUCGUGAUAGCAAGGUCUGGGAAGGCGGUGAACGUAACUCUGUUUGUGUAUGUGAGGGCGGAGAAGUGUAAAUGAGGAAGGUGAGGCAGCAGAUGCCGCGUCCCGCCAGAGGCUCACUUUGAGCAGGGAGUGAAAUCUGGGCGCGACAAAACUGCUGCAAACCAACUCGGCGGGAGGCCCUUGUCCAAUCACGGCCCAGAAUAAAAGGGCCGGGGCACCACGCGGGCUGAAGUCGCUCAGGAGAGGCGGGGGCCGUAAUGAACCUUCAAGCUCUGCCAGCGAGCGCACACACACACUUCAGCACAGCAUCUUUCUUUCUACCUGGCGUUAACAGUGUCACAACUGUCACUACACACAUGCUUGCGCGGAACCUCAAAAGCAACUGUGUGUGUCUGUGUGUGUGUGUGAACACAUGCAUGAAGUGGUCUUGAAUCGUGAUGUUUGUGUGUGUGCAAUCAGACGAGUCUGCGUGCAUGCCUUUGUGUUAAAUGUUGAUACCUUUGGGCUACACCUGUGUCUGUGAAGUUUGAUGUGUGUGUCUCUGUGUGACAGCAGCGGGGCAGUGCCAGGUAUGUGGCUUGCUGUGUGUUUUUGUGUCUUUGCAUGUGUGUCUGCGUGUGUGUGUGCUUGUCUGGUCGGCAGCCAUGUUGUUGGGUAGCAGAUGGCACCAUGGUUGGCAGGGGAGGGGCUGCUUAGCACAACUAAUCAGACAGUUACGGAUAGGGCAGCUGGGAGGGCCGUUGGCCAGCCGUGUGUGUUUGUGUGUAUGUAUGUGUGUGUGUGUGUGUACCACAGAGUGCCAUGAUGUUGACAGUGGUGGGCCCGUUGGCCCGGUGACGAGACCUUGCCGCGUUCUUCUCUCCUCGCUGUCGGAGUGCCCUCUCUGCCAUCCUGCCUUCUCACCUCUUUCUCUCUUGCUCUCUCUUCCUCUCUCUCUCUCUCUCUUUCUCAAUCUGUUGAGACCGACCCCAACUUAUAUCUUUCUUUUAGUUUCUUUGACUCUCCUUCUCUCUUUGUCUUUCCAUCACACUGUCUUUCUUUCUCACUCUGCUGUAUCCCUGCUUCUGUGGACUCUAGUUUUGAGUUCAUCUGAGUUGACUCAGUUGCUGUAACACAGUGUGUUUUAUUAUUAAACCUGAUGGAGGCCUUUUGAGUCAAGUUUAGUGUCAUCAGUCCUUAAACUUUCAGAGUCAAUCCAGUCAAGUUUGUCUUGACUGGAUUGAUUUGAUACUUCGGAGAGAAUAACCGUGCUCUUUGGUGGUCUCUCUCCCUCUUUACCAAUCAGCUGAAUGUUACUGAUGGUGUGGAUUGGAUUUGUUGAUGUAAUGGGUAAAUCACAUGUACAAGGCAACUCAAGGAACAAGAAUAAGAAUAACUUUAUUGAUCCCUGAAAGGAAAUUCAGUAUUCAAAGGAAUAAAAAUCUAUUUCCAGGAUAUCUCAUAUCAAGAUGGGCUCUCUGUUUAGAGCACUUUCCCUCAGUUCUGGGCUUGUCAGACAAUCCCUCAAAGCACUAAUACCUAACAGUCCUUCUAUCUUAACCUUAAUCAUUUCCUGUUUUCUUCACACAAAAAACUUUGAAUAAAAUGCACAUGUUGGCAUUGAUAAAAAAGGUCAAGUGUAUAAGCAAGUAACUCCAUCUCUUUCUACACAAAUGCGUCUUUUGGUUUAAUAGAUUAUUUUCCAUAAUUUUUCCAUGUUUUUUGAGCUCUAAAAUCACUUUAAUCCUUUCAAAAUGUAUGUAGUGUAAUUCUGUAGUAGCUCAUACUAUAUUAGGGCUGGGUGAUAAACUGAAAAUUUACAGAUACUGAAAUUUAUGACUUCAUUUUGCCCAUGUCAAUGUAUUUGGAGUCAUAUAAAUAAAUAUAUAAAUAAACAAAUAAAAGUUGGCUUUGGAUGUGUGUGGGUAGGCUAUGAUCUCAUGUCCUACGUCAGAGACGUGACUCCACCCCAUCCAGUCUGUAACAAAGAGGGAAAGACAGGUGAGGAGAUGGAGGAUGGUUCAAAAGUUUUAGCAGCUGGAGUGACGGCUGAAGUAGAUAAAGUUAGUGUGGGAGGAGGUGAGCAGCUUGAGGAGUAGUUACUGUUCAUUUAUCGUUAUCGAGGUGAACUGCUCAAUAUAUCGUGAUGUUGAUUUGAGGCCGUAUCGCCCAGCCCUAUACUAUAUAGCUUACCUGGUUGACUUGAACAUAUAACACUGACACUCCUUUAUAUCAAUAUAUUUCCAUUCUAUGAAGACAAAUACUGAAUUGUGAGGGUCAGGAUUGGAUUUGCUUGACCUUUUCAUUCAACUAGACUAUUAAAUAGGCCUGAAUUAAGACUUAAACUCAUUUCCAGACUCCUUCAAGCAGAUAGAGUUCAAAAUUUUUUCAACUUUCUCUUUAGUUUCUUUUAUUUUUUAAGUACCACUAAUCCUUCUCUUAGACCGGAUGUUCGUCAUCUCUCAGCUUCUCCUUUCUGUCCAUCACAAGCACCUGAAUAAACUCUGAUAUAGCAUAAGUUGAGUGGUUUUCACUGAAACUAUCAUAAAGGAUUGAAUAUAUUCAACAGUGGAAAAUCAAGAAUGAGAAGUACUGGGAUUAUUAGGCAGAGUUGUACUCUGUCCAUCCUGAGGGCUGGGAAUGGGUAGAAUAGACAGAUCGCUGACUGGGAGACCUCGGGCAAGAUGGAGGCAAAUCUGUCGGCUACAACUGUUGCCACCCCAGCCAAGUGUGCCCUGGGACACUGGCCUACAUACACACACUACUCCUGCUGGAGGACAGAGAAUGAACGGGAGUGCACCAGACCUCUGCCAUCUAUCCACCCAUAACUCUCAAACUCUCCUACAACAUGCUUCUUCUGUCUUGCCUCUUUGUGUCCAUGUGAUGGAUUUAAGAACAUGCUAUAGGAGUUCUGAAAUGUUUAAAAAAACAAAAAACACAAACACCUGUCUGUGUUCAGACUGCAUCCUGUCUGUUCAGGGGGCUACACUGCUUGUUAUCUGGAGUUUUUGUAUGCGUAUGUGCGUGUCAGUUAGUCAUCUGGUCAACUUUUGUGCCCUCACAUAUCCCUGCUGUGAGGGUGGCACCAUCAGUGACUCUACACUGUGCCCACUGCCCGUCAGGCACAGCUUUCAUCCAACAUGACAGAACCUCUUUUUGCUUUUCCUCUACCUCCAUUUCUCUCUUUUCCCUGAUUGAUCUGUCCUUUUUUAUCUGGUUAUCCUCUUCAUUUUUUAUCCUUCAUAUAGCCUCUCUUUGUUCUCCCUUUUUUUUUUCCUCACUCUUGCCUUCAACCCAUCCUUUUUCUCUCUGUCGCCCUUUAUGGGCACAGCAGUACCAAACAGCGGCACAAAGGUAGCAUGGCAGUGCCCCCAUCAGCAGGUUGUUUCAGGAGGUGAUCACAGCGGCAGGAGCAAAAAAUAGCAAGGAGGAGAGUUUAGGUUAAGGAUGGCUUCAGAGUAGAGCGAUUAUGAAGCUACAGAAGGAGAAACACUCAAAGAAAGGAAAGCAGUGAUGAGUUUCAGGGUAAAUAAUACUUUAUAUUGAGGUUGUUGUUGAUAACAGCAUGAAAGAAAGUCUUUGAUGGCCGGAAUAUACGUGUUAUCUCACAUAACACGCCGCAAUGAUAAGAGCUGAAGUUGCUUUUUGUUGUGUAUUUGGCAUAAUGACAAUUUGACUUGCAGCUGUGUUUGAAACGGUGAAAAACGCUAAAGAUGUGACGCUAUUUUUAUGCAUAUGUAUGUGCUCCUCUCCUGAAAACAAAGCACUCUGUGAACCUGGUUGACAUCAGAGUCUGUCGAACAGUAGAUGUUAGAAAGGACACAAGAAGGUGAUGAAUGAGAAGAGGACAUUUCAAAGUUGUUGGUUGAAGUAGAGGAAGUUUAAAGCACAGAGAGAGAAGUUGGUCGAUUGCAUGCAGGAGGUAGAGUAGGGCAGAGGAGAAAAGCAGUGAGGCUGGCGAUAGUAUGUAUAUUAAGGCCAGCGCCGGAUGGGCACAAGCCCCCCUACAGUCCCAUCUCCAUCCUGUGUCCCCCUGCUGAGUUAAAAAAAAAAGCCUCCCUUUGUUUUCAACCUCAAUGGCUGCUUCUCUCUCGCUAGGCAUCUGAUCUGAUGGCCCAGGAGCAUGAAGAGAAGAGGGGAGAGCUGCAGAGGGUGUGAAAGAGAUAAAGAAAAGAGCUGGGCAAGUAAAAUUCAUUUCAUAGAGGAGUUCACUGGAGAUGACUUAGGUGAGUUAGCAGGGGAGAUCGAGAUGCUGCGAGUUCCUCUCCGCAAGUGGCCCCCGAGCUUAUAACCAGGUGGAAUGGGUGAGGGGGCCUUUUGAACGCACCAGGUGUGUCAUACGUGUGAAGUGAAUUCAAACACAAGUGAGUGAACACACACUCCAUGUGGCACCAACUUUUUGUUUGCACAGCUUAGAAACCUACUACUAUAUCAACCCCUAUUUUAGUCUGUGGACGUACUCGGACUGUUUCAAUCCGGAUUGAAUAUGAUGCCUCUGUUUGACCUAUUAAAGCAAACCGCCAUCGCCAUUUAAUGCAGGUUUUGAUUGAGAAAACACUCAAGUACAAACGGAUAAGACACGCAAAUUUGUCCAUAUGGUCUACCAAAGUUGACAUAAAAGAUCCUUAAAUUAGCUUGAACUGAAAUCCAAAAUAUGAAUCAUUUAUGAUGAAUUUGUUGCAUUUUUCUUUAAGGAUCCUUCUCGAGUGUUUUUAUGUUUUCAUCUGAUAUCUAAUGAGAUGCAACUUAAAGCUGCUAUUCUGAGGAAUGAAUAAUUUUGUGCGAUGGUUUACCUUCCCAGCUGAAAUUGAUUCGACCCCUGGCCCUGCCACAUAUGCUACCCACAACUAUUUCUGCAGGCCACAGAUUUGACUCUGUUGCUGGGUCCUGGGUUUCUGGAUCAGGUCAGUAUGGGAGCAUAUUGUACGUAUGCUGUGUGUUUAUUUUUAAAAAUCACAGAUGCCUGCACUGCCAGUCUGCUCUUCCUGUGUUAAGACCAUCAGUCAUCUGUGCCAAUUAAGACUUUUAUAAACUACUUUCACUCUGGGUUGUUAAAGAGGGGCUGAUAGAGGCCAAUCAGCAGCUAAUGACUCUAAUCUUGUGUUGGAUUUUAGUCUGAGGGAAUGUAUGCUGCAACAGCUUUUUCUACAUCGAUUUGUGCGUCUGUAGCGGUGUGUUUUAUUCGUUUGUCGACGGGCGUGGAAUACAGCUUGUAGGAUGUGCAAAAAAGUUAUUGUGGAUACUUUUGCCGGGUUUCGCUUAAGCAGUAGGGCGAAUUACAUUUUCUUGCUACUUUAACAGUUGCAGUUUUUUGUUGCACGGCACGAUUGGCUCACCGCUGACCUUGGUGGCGGCGGGGGGGCUGUAGCGCUCCUUGAAGAAGAAAAGAGGCUUGGGCCGCCCGCUGUAAACAAAGUUGACUUGCCGACAGAUGGAUUGAAUGACAGAGAGGCUAACUGAGCCAGGAACGGGGCCUGGCAGCAUCGCACUGAGCAGAGUGAGGGAGGGAGGAAGAGAGCGAGAGAAAGAGAGAGAUAGGGGGGGGGGGGGGGGGGGGAGAAGAGAGAAGAGGUGGCCAACAGGAGAGGAGGUGUGAACAGGUGCAGGGCCGCUGAAGGAAGAACCAGCAGAUGGAGAGAGACACAGCCAGUUUAGUUACAGGAAAAAAAGGGUGGGAGGGAAAAGAGGAGGGAGGAGGGAGAGAUGGAAGCAGCAGAAAAAAGGAUCGGAGCAGAGAUGAGAGCGCUCUGGACGGAUAGAUGGACAGACAGAAAGGAAGAUGCGCUGGGCACGGAGCAAACGAGCGCUGAGGCUGCAUCAGGCCGCCUCUGUGUUUGAUGUGUUUGUUUCAUAAAGUGAAGCGGCGAGAUGAAGGGGGUGGGGGGGGUGUCAGAAGAAAACUGUGGGGGCAGAGUGAUUGACUUGCAUCACCCUGAGGUUUAAUAAAAACGUGCUAAAACACACUGAGGUGCGUGUGACAGAAAAUGGUUUGACACCGCACGGUCUGCUACAACGGAACAAUUCAGAUGUUUGUCAUACGCAGCAUCAGUGAUACACAGCGCAGUAAAAUGUUCAAUAUGUCACUUUAUUCUCUCUUUGGUGCACUCAUCUUUUGUUGGCAGUGGCAGUUCGAUGGGCCUACACAAGGCCUCAGUCUCUCUGUCUCUCAGCCACACACACAUAAACACACACACACACUCACGCAGGAAUCAUCUUUUUGUAUUUCUGCAUACCAGGCUGUUGAAUAUUAAUGCAGCCUGAUUGAUGCAGUCGAUCAUAAAUAGCUGUGGAUGAACUGGAAUUCCUCCACAAAUAUGAAUCACCGCGAGUGUCACCAUUUUGAGCAGUUUAUAUAUGAGUAAAUAGUUGUAAUUUUAUAGUACAAAAUCAGCUCAUCACGGUAGCAUACUAUCAACAUCGAGUCUUACCGCCUGAUUCUUGGAGCUUCACUGCAUCUGUGGAAAGACCUGACGUGAAAUGUAGAGUUACAAACCGGAUCAAGUAGAAGCUGAAUAUCUAAAAACUUUACUAUAACCUUGUUUAAGAAUCCGGUUCAAACUUAAAUUUAACUUAUGUUGCGUUCAAUGUGAACUGUUUGGGCAAAAAAUAGAUGCUGGUAAUCAAGAUUAAAUUUAAAACAGUACGAGGAACAUCUGAUGAUAUUUCAGAUAUAUAGAAAAUAUUCUUGGGUAAAACAAUAAGUACAGAUGGUCCUCCGUGAUAGAAAUAGUAUUUUUUUCCUCCGCAACUCUGUGCAGGGAUCAUCAAUGUCUCAAAACCAUCAGUUGAACAAAGCUUGUGUGUUUGUGUGUUUGUGCUAUAGGCUGUGUUUACAAUCUGUUCACCUGUUUGUUACUUUCACACCUGUUAUUUUGCAACACAGAAACGUCGAGGAGAAUAAAUAUGAAUAUGCAUCGGUUGGGAAAUGUUGUCAUGAGUUUUCCUAUAGUUUCCGCACAUAAUUUAUAUGCAGCAUUCGUCCUUUUUUUACCGCUUCCAGAGAGUUUGAGUUCAAGAAGAGCUUCAUCAAUCAUGCUAAUAUUUCCUAGUUAUUUGAAGUGAAAAGUAAUGUAGGGUGAUAUAUAUUCUAUGUGUGUUUGUCUGUGUGAGUGAGUCAGCGUCCAUAAAAUAAUACAAGACUUAAGUUUGUAUGUGUUUGUUGGGAGAGAGUAUGGUCUUCUUUAGUUUGCCCAAACAGUGGUCAGUGAUGUCUGGCGUUGGCGAAUGUCUCCAAUUCCUCCAAGUCCACCGUCUGACUCCAAUUUGUGCUCGUUCUCUGAUAAACCGCGGCAUUUGGUGGUUCUGGCGUGGGAUGGCGGGUGCACCAUGGGGUGCUGCAAACUCCGUGCUUGGUCAGGCCCUGGCACCCCACAUCUAAUGGGCAACAGCUUGAAUAGUGCCCACUUAGGCAGGCAGUGCCGACUGGGCCCCCUCUUCUUCCUCGCCGCUCUGGCCAGCAAGCCAGCCAGCCACCGCCUCUGCCACCUCCCACUUACCCAGCAGCCACUGUACCUGGCCGCAGCCCCAGAGCCAUUCCAGCCUACCUUAGGCCCCUGGCCCAUGCAGCUCUCGCCAUACUUACCAAGCUGUCCUACAGUGCAUCAGGCCAGGCAUAUACAAACAGGCCCAGCUAUCAGCUAACUGAACAUUCAGUCUAUUGCCUCCUAGGCCCAAACAAGAGUUCCUGCCACAGGCAGCAGCCCAGAGUCCAUUCACCAAUUAGCUGGAAGGCAGAUUAUUGUCCAGGGAGAAUCAUCCAGCUCCAGACCCACACACUCAGCCUCUGCUCUGCCUGUUGUCCCCAAUGCUUGCUCCAGGGCUUGGCUGUCCACUUCCAUCCCUCCUUUGCUUUCUCUUUUUUAUGCUUUAAUUUGACAGCACUCAUCAGCAGCCAUUUUGUGACAACAUUUUGAAAGUAAACAUGUUGUAUUUGAUUGCUGAUACAAAAUGGUGCAGGAAAUGACCACAUAACUUAGCCGGACUCGUACCUCAGGUCCUUGUCCCGCCGAUCUGAACCUUCAGGCCCACUUAUUUGAUCUUCAACUUGAAAAGGCCCAGAAUCGGCUCAGUUGUGCACAACUUUAUUAGGUUGUACUUGUAAAUUGUUGGUUAAGUAGAUCAGCGAGACCUCACAGAUGCCAAAUGUGUAGCUCUCUGUGAUUUAGCUUUUCUGUCCUCUUCUGUUUUUCUUCACUCUCCUCUUCCUCACCACCUCUCUAUUGCUGACUGCUGGAACUUUCUGGCGAUAUGUCUGAUGCUAAUUGGUGGGUAAACAGGUCUGGUGUGAGUCCCCCCCCCCCCUCCUCCUCGGUUGCACACACACACACACACUCAUAGACAUACACAAAUACACACGGCCCCCUGGAACCUCUUGCAGGACCAAAUGGCUGGCAACGCCUGCCCGCCAUCUCCCGCUGAGCCCUGGUGUGCGCUUUGGUGGCUCAGGCUGCUGUUCAAGCCCAGCGGGGGUUCAUUCACUCACACACACACACGCACACACUCAUACGCAUACAGACACACACAGUCUCCUUGUGUCCCCUGCACACCCGCCACCCGCUUUCACACCCCAGACAGCAGGACAGCAGGAGAACACACACACACACGAAGGAACAGACAGACGCGGUCACUUUAGAGAUGCAGGCCAAGCGCUGUAGGGGAGAAAAGUUUUCACUUAAACUGGAGAAUUCUCUCUUCAUUAGCGCCUUUGGACUUCAGGAAGAGUUCUGUUUAUUUGUUCGUUUUUUCCUGUCUUUGUAGUGUUUUUCUUUUCUUUCCUUCUUUGUCUCCUCCUCUGUUGUUUGGGUACACUUGGACUUCGCUGAGUUAGAAAAGUUUGGCUCAGACAGGAGUUGAACGCAUGUUGUUUAAAGCCCACAGGAACAAGCACAUAAGUUUGCGUCGUACCUACACAAGUCUCAGUUUUAAGAGAAGUUGAAGCGGAGAUAAAAUCGCUAGUCUGUUGUGUAGAGAACUUGUGCACCAUGAAGUCACGCAGUUAUUAAUGUAGACCUUGUAUACGUCAAGUCUAUAUCUUUGAUCGACGUGUGUAAAUGACUCCCUGGAUAAUUGAGUCAGAGUUAGAGUGAGCCGUAGAAAAGAUAACAGCAGUUUUUACUGACACGUCUAAGAGCACGUUGACCUUUUCUUUGCUUCUUCAAAUCUCAGAACCUCCUGGACUUUGUUCAUAGAGAAAGCGGGUAAAGCGUCUGUGUUCGCUCCGCUGUUACAUUUGUAUUUGCAUGCGUGUGUGUGUGUUUAAGACAGCUGCAGCAUCACCGAGGGGUCUAUAAGCCGACAGUGGCCUGACACUUUUACCCAUUACCCCCCACAAGUCUUUCCUGUCACGCUCCUUUAUUCUGCACUUGUUCAGUGCGCGCUCUCCUCUGAGUUCUCUCUCACCUGCGUUUAUCUGCCAGUCUUGUCUUUUUUCACAUUACUUAUCUCAGCCACACACAUUAAAACUUCCUAAUCUCAUUACAGAGUUCAUGUAUGAUAGGAUUAAUCUUGAAUAUGCUGGUCAAUCACUUUCUAAUCUCACUGAAAGACUUAAUUUGUUUUGAAAUCGGUCUGUCAGAGCCUUCACAUUUUCAACAACUGUCUUUAUUGUAAUCACCUGUAUAUUUGUGAGCCACAGAGUGCUGUCAGGCUUGAAUUAACAUAUAUUUAAAAGUAGUUAAUCUAAAUGAUCAAAUUCUUCAAGUUUAAAGAAAAGGUUUGAUUUAAAAAUACUGAUAGAGUGACAUGAUUUGUUUUGAAUGUGUUCGUAGCCCAUGGUGCUAACUGCAGAAAUAUUUUCCCUGUUUCCCUAUCGGCUGCAGAUGAGUUUACUGUCAUUUAAAACAAAACUCACAUUCAGUGUUGAAAUGAACUUCAGUCAGACAGCAAAGAUCUCCAAUAGAAUUAGACAUACUGUAAAAAGCAUGUCGUUCAAAUGUCAGCAUUUUUGUUUCGGUGUAUUUUUCCACACUCUGAGUCAUCAAAUUUUCUUCCCUUUCACAAUGUCUUUUAAAGAGUUCUUAAUUGUGUUCUUAAUGCGUCUUUAACAACCCGUUGUUUCUCCUCAGACAGGACAGAGAGAGAGCAGACCGGGCUCACGAGGAGGAGAUGGCGUCUGUGACUUUGUCGACGCGGGAAAAGGAGAGAGAGAUGGCUGUGCUGCUGGAAAACACAGAGGCUGAACACCAGCUGAGAGGUCAGUGCUCCACCCACAGAAGUGCCACAGACUCGAGGCCGAAAGUGCAGCUGUCCACUCUGGUCGAACCUCCCCUUAUCGUGCUCAUAGAUCUCUGACGUUUGCGUCGUCUAUCUUUGCUCACAAAGGAAAAGUCUUGUGUGACCAAAGAUCACCUGCAGGUCCACUUCACUCGUUUCGAUUUUUCCACGAUUCACCAUAAAUCUUCCUGCUGCUGAAACAAUCUCUGGGUGUUUCAGAGGUAGAUUGUUUUCUAGCAGCCUGUCCUUCACUGUUCUCACUUAGUUUCGAGAUAUUUUGCCAAUUUUUUGUUUACCAAGAUUAUUAAGUACAGGUUUGUUGCUGCUUUUUGAUCAGUUGGAUACCAGAGUUUUUCAGCCUGAAUGUGCCUCAAGCUGUCUUUCAGAUAUCUUUUUUUUUUUUAUUUGUACGAAUGUUGUGUAUUUGCAGGAGACACUUCAUAGCAGUCCUUCUCCUGCUACACAGAUUGUCUUUAGACGGGGAAAUGAUAUACAACAAACAAGGAAAGACAUUUUUUUUCUAAUAACGGAAAACCAAUAACUUAAAAAACUCUAUUAAUUUUAGAGGCAGUAUCAUGACUUCAUCUGAAUACUCUCUUCUUUAAUUUGACCCCGUAAAGAUGCUCCUUUUCAGCGUCUGGUUGCCACUGACCCUCAGCUAGAUCAAAAAGCGGCAGAAAGAACAACAGGAAAAAUCCUAGAACUGAACUGUACAGAGUCAGAUUGAGGGACAUCUUGAUAGAACUUAACAGAAGCUCGAAGUCUUUUGAUUGUUUUCCUCAAGGACACUUCAGCAGGGUGGAACUCUGUAGGAUCUGGGUCCUGAACUGGUAUCCUCUGGCUUUCGUUCUCACUGCGCCACCUUUCCUGCCUGUCAACAGUUUAUAGCCUGAGUAGGAGGUAAUGGACAGAACACAAAUCACUUUAGACGAACAAGAGCGAGCCGGAGUGACCUCCAAGAGCAGAGCAGAGCAAAACGCAUUAAACAGGAGCAGGAAGAGGAGACGAGAGGAUAGCAGGGCAGAGCAGAGGGGAGGUGAUGGGAGGCAGAGCGGAGAGACCCCGCUCAGAGCUCCCUGUCUGUCUGCACAGCAGAGCUGCUGCUGCUAGCACAUCUGUUGCACCAUCUGGAUCCCCCCCUCACACCCACCACCCACCUCCCCUCCACCACCCUCCCUUCUCCUAUCUUUUUAUUUACCUGUGGUUCCCCUCAACAACCAGGGAGCCUGCUGGUACACACAACAAAGAUGGAGGGUAUAGAGGGAGGAAUGGAUGGAGGGAGAGGAGGAGGGUGGGGGGUUGUGUGGGGGGGGUAAACAAAGGGUUUGUUUCUGGCGCGUGUCGGAAGCACACAUGUUGUCUAAAGAGAGCUGACAUCAGAGCACAGCAGGAAACUGUGGAUGGGGAGGGGAUGGAGGGGUGGACGUCCUUUAGUAGCUCGCAUCACUUCCUCUCCCCGUGCAACCCAACAGACGAGCUGGAUAAUUAGCUUUCUUGCUCUCCAAAUCCCGCCUCUAUGUCCAUCCGUUUGUCCUUCCAUCCAUCCGUCCCCCCUCUCCCUUCUUCUCUGCUCCCUCCCACCUUUUUUUUUUUUUUCGGAGUUUUUUUCAUGUUUCUUUUUUGAGUAAACGCGUACAGAGCAGCCUCUAGAUGAUAUCAGAUAUUUGCUUCUCUCUGUCCCUCCCUCCCUGCCACGCUUCUUCUCUCCAUCCCUCCCCUCCCUCGUUUUUUUCUCUGUUUGUUUCCAGUGCCAGUUCUGCUGUGUUUCUGUGUCCCAGGGUUCUUUUUGGCCUACGCACGGCCAGACGCAUUCAAAGCCUGUUCAGCUAAUUAGCAUUCUUCAUGCAACUUUUCCAGCACUGACCAAACUUUGUUGAGUGUGCGCGUGUGUGCACGCCUGUGAGUUUGUGUUGUUUACUUUCACACUCUGUAGCAUCCAGUUUCUGCCCCCCAUGCAUUACAUAUGUGCAGUAAUCUGGGCACAGAGGCUUUAUAGACUGGGAUAACAAAGGUUAAUGAUGACUUACUAAAGAGAGACAAAGUGCUGCCAGCAUACUGUGAAUAAUUUUGCUCCUGAAGCUGGGAAUUACAGCGAGCAUUGACCUUUACACCUUUCCUACUUGUGAUGUGUUUCUCCAUGUUUUAGCCGUGUCUAAAGACAAUUAAAGAGGAGAGUCAAAUAUCUGCCAUUAAACAUUGUAUUCGAUAUCUACUAUAUCUUCUUUUAAUAAUCCCUCUCUAAACCCCAAUAUCUACUGUAUGCAAAAAACUCUUCACAAGUCUGAGCUACUUUUCAAAGACUGCGAGUCCUUGUUGUUUUUUUGGUUUCGGUUGACUGUAACAGAAUGCUGGAGCAGGUGGAUCAUUCCCUACAUCCAAACGGCAGCCAUUGUUAUUUUAAAAGAGUAGACAUAUGUUGGAGAGAGGAACGUGGAUCAUUUCAAAGGAAUGAUGAAAGCCCAGUGUUGGAUUGUUCAGAAAGAGCCCCCCAUGAGCGGAUGAGGACGUGGCAGGAAGGGUGGAAAAGGAGAAAGAAAGCGAUUUUUUCAAACAACAAUCCCCCUCUUUUUCCUCCAUCUCAUUUUACCACUCUCUCACACACUUCAUAUUUCUAUUCUUUCUCCGUUCUUAGGUUUUUUUUUUUUUCUCUGUACAUUUCCGCCUGCUGUUUGAACACUUUUGAUUUCGAUGCGAAUGUCUGUUGACAAAAGCAUUUUUGGAAAGACAUUCAUUAAGACAUAUGUGUCUCACAUCUUUUUGUCUUCAGCCGUAUUCUUACUCUAAAUCUGAUUGCUUGGUUUUAACUGUAGUAAAGAUGUUUUCCGCUGGUCUGUGAGGUUUCUGCUUGUCAUGCUCUUAGAAAUGUAUUAUCUAUAUUUGUAGAUGUAGAGAUGAUGGUUUCUAUUAUUUCUUGCUCCUAAUAAGUCCUUUAAAUCAUCUCUUGGACCACAAAAGCCUGAAAUGGAUCUGCUUUAUAAUCCAUCAUCUUAUCUCUCGUUGAACAAAUAACAAGAAAAAAGCUAUUUUGUUUUUCUGCACUGAGACUCUGGACGAGUCAGUCAACAAUACUCUCUCUCCCAGCGUUUAUAAAUCUGCUUUCAGUUUGUUGUUUCUUUGCAGUUAGAAUCUGAAUGUUGCAGACAUGUUCAUAUUUACACACAGCAUGUACUGCUGUCGUGUUUGAUAAUGCACCUCAGGCUCUUUGAGUUCAGAUUUUCACUUUUCUUCUUUGUCAUCACCGUUGACUCUUUGAAAAUACUGUUGGUGUGCCUCAUCUCCAGUGGUUAAAAAGUGAGGCCAAAAUACUUCCUCCAAGAGGGGUCUAAAAUUUUGUGAUGUAUUUUGAAAUCUGAAAGCUGCAGGGCUGUUGGCAUGCCCCCUCCUCCUUCAAAGCACACGUUUAACUCACUGAUAAAACAGCAAAGGUCCCCGGGUUAAAAAUGUUCCUGUGUGGAACUGAAGCAGACACUCAUAGCUUUUGAAAGUUCACUCUUGUGUUAAUAUAUUUUCUAUUCCUCCUCCAUCCAACUCUCAUCCCUUCAUCUGUGAACUGUACUGCAAUCAGUCACCACAGGGGGCUCUUAAAUCCUUUGGCCUCACUGUUGGGGAGCAGUUGGAUCGUCCAUCUUCUCAUACAGCCCAUGAUGAAACACCUUUACACUUUUACUGCGUUUCAAAACUUGCUUUUAUCAAACUGUGGGUUAAAUAAACGAUUACAUCAUUGCCUUUUAAACUGAGAUUUCUUUCUUCACUUAGAAAAGUUAAUUUUAGCAUGUGUAGGAGGAGCUCUGGGAACAGCUGCCCCCACAGUUUUAGAUCAAGUUUUACUGAAGUGAAUUAAAGAUGUUUAGACAGGGUUUGUUCAGCUAGGAUUAAAGACAGGGUGAGAGUUUAACAGAGAUAAGAAGCAGAGACAGUGUGUAUACUUCUAAAAUACUAUAUAAAGUACAUGAAACCUGCUUUUUCAAGAGGUUAAAUGAGGAAAAAAUGGAAAUGUCAAGAGUAAGUACUGCUGGAGUUGGAACCAAAGGAAACUUUAAGUUUUUACUGAUGUUAAAACCUUGAAUCUACAAUGGAGUUUUAGGGCCGCAUUAAGAAAAAAAAAUUAAGACUUCGAGAUUAAAGUCAUUAACUUACAAGAAUAGAGUCAUUAAUAACGAGAAUAAAGUUGUAAUAAAGCAAUUACUUACAAGGAUAAAGUCAUAAUAAAAUCAUUAUUAUACUUAUGAUAAUGUGGUGCUGAUGUGCCAAAAGAUUAAGUAUCUCUUUGUUUGAGAAAUCUAUAUUGAAGUACAUUUUCAUGAAAUGCUCUAAGGCUCUCAUUUUAACAACUCUCUCUCUGAGUUUGAUGAUAUCUGGACUUCAGUGUUUUUUGUGCUUCAUGUAUCCAUUAAGAAGUGAAUAGAAAACAAUCUGAAUGCUAAACUUCACAUUGACCCACAACUUUCCCUCGACUAUUUGCAGUUGAAGAGCUGGACAGUCUGCUGAGUUCCCACAAUUCCCUGAUCAGGAAGCUAAAGGAGGAGUGCUGCACGCUCGGGGUCCGACUGGAGGAAGUAACAGAAAACAGCAGGUCGGUAUUUUCUGAUUUUCUGUACAUGGGGUUGUCGCUCACUCACGUCUCAUUGUUUCCUUCAUAGCUUUUUUUUAUGAAACUCACAUGGUGGGUUAAGAUAAACUGACAGCGACUUUCUUCAUUUUUUUGCCGAACCACUCAGGUAUUCACCCCUCUGUCAGGUAUUUACUCUCUCUGUCUUUUUGGACGUCCGUGUCAUUUUGUCAUCCGUCUGACUGUUUGGACAGAACAUGUCAACAUACAACACGCUGCCUGACCUGUUUUCUUGUUAACCUGAUGCUACAGUAGUCACAGCAGGCCUGCACAGCUCUCCAUCUGGGCUGCCUAUGUGUGUGUGUUUGUGUACUUUAAUUUGUGUGUCAUAUGUGUGUGACAGUGACCCUGGGCCCAGUGUCCUGUCAGCUGUUGUAGCUGUGCUGCACAUUAGUCACAUGACAGCCCCCAAUCUGGCCCUUCCAGACCGCACUGGCCUCACUUUCCACACAGUACAUGUACACAUAAACACACACACACACUGAGGUACCCUCUUAAUGUUCAGAAAAACAGACAACAACAUUAAAUACUGUAUAAAUCAUGUGCAGAAAUAUCGCUCUAACAUUUGGACACACUGGCAGUAAGCUUGUGCCCCUCAUCUGCUGCCCCUGUGUGUGUGUGUCAUGUAAUUUAGCAGCCGUGUGGUGUUGGUGUAUUUCGUGCCUUGAGCUGUUUGAGCUCCUGGAGUCUAAGCCCAGUGUAGCGGUUAAAGUCCUGCUGGACGCCUCAGUCAGGCUAAGUGAGGUUACACUCAGAUAAAUGAGGAAAGUGAGCUCCAAACAUUUUUGCAGUUGUUGGUCAGAGAGUUCUCCGUUGCGGCCGCCUCUUACUGAUGGUGUCACAAAUAUCAGUACAGACAAAGUGAAUCAGGACAGUCUGUGAUUGUUUGCAGAAUUUCACCCAGUGCCUGUCUAUUCUGGCUGUGUUUAUGGUGUGAAAAGACCUCCUGCAGUUUCUGCUGUUUGAAAAACGAGUCAUUUCUUGUUUGGUUUUCUACUCAUCACCUUUGCUCGUGUCGCAAAUUAGCUUACUGCAAAAAACUCAUCCUUAAAUUUGGGAAAAGUGUAAAAGAUUUUAUGGACGUUGAUCACAUUCACUUAUUUUCAUCUGUAUUUUCGUCAUGGAAUUUGUUUUUGGUGUCACUUCUCCGCAUUAUUCCAUCUUUAUAUUGUGAAAAAAGUUGUGAUGUCUGUUCUAUCGUGUUAAACCCACCAUAUGUUGUAUAAUUUAGUUUUUUAAUGUCCUGACUCGGUUUUGGGGUAAACUGGUAUUCUACCUUGAACAGUUAAAUCUGUUGAACUGGGCUGAUGUGUUUCUGUGUGUUUAAAUGCAGAAGUGAGAUAGAGCAGCUGGUCCUGGAGAAGCAGCACCUAGAGGAGACGGUGAGGAGUCUGAGAGCCCGCUGCUCCGACAUGGAGGAACAGUGUGUCCAGCAUGGCCGCAUGCACCAACGCAUGAAGAACAGGUACGAGGAUACACGCAAUACACUCAACCACACAUACACAGUUCACAUGGUAACUUCAUGCUACCUGAGGAAAUGUUUCAAUUACAAAUGAUAUGUCACAUGAUUCAAACAAAUAAUUCAAUCAAAUUCAGUACUUUUUGAACAAUUUUGCCUCUUACCUCCAAACUUUUAGCUUAAAUUCAAACAUAUUGGAUAUUUUUCUGAUGGUGGUUCAUCAAGGUGUGAAUUUUGUCACAUUAAGUACAGUUGAAUUCACAAUCUUUCGAACAAUCUACAGUUUAUCCUGCUGCUCUUUGUGUGUUGUAAACGUUUUUUUUUUUGUUUUGUUUUUUUGUAUAAGGCUUAAUUUCAAAUUUAAUCAAAAACAAAACACUAAAAAUGAAUUUAUUGCACUAAAAACUGGUCAUCCACCUUUAUAUUUUAUUUGUAAUGAUGUUUAGAGGACUUACUACCGAAAAUGGUGUUGAAUCUGAAGAGAAUAGUAUUUGGAUCAAAAGUUUUCUGGGGUGUAUUAUGAAAGUUGCAAUAAAAUGGAUUUUAAAUCUGGAAUCCAGAAUCAGUUACCGCUUAAUAAUCCACUUAACUGAAAGAAAGAAAGAAAGAAAGAAAGAAAGAAGGAGGAAUAAAGAAAGAAAGAGAGAAAGAAAGAAAAAAGAAAGAAAGGAAUUGGAGAGAAGGAAAGAAAGAAAGAAAGGAAUUAGAAAGAAGGAAAGACAGAAAGAAAGAAAGAAAGAAGGAGGAAUAAAGAAAGAGAGAAAGAAAGAAAAAAGAAAGAAAGGAAUUGGAGAGACAGAAAGAAAGAAAGAAAGAAAGAAAGAAAGAAAGAAAGGAAUUAGAAAGAAGGAGGAAUAAAGAAAGAAAGUGAGAAAGAAAGAAAGAAAGGAAUUAGAAAGAAGGAAAGACAGAAAGAAAGUAAUAAAGAAAGAAAGAUAGGAGAAAGAAGAAAGGAAUAAAGAAAGUAUGAAAGAAAGAAAGAAAAAUAGAAAGAAAGAAAGAAAGGAAUUGGAGAGAAGGAAAGAAAGAAAGGAAUUAGAAAGAAGGAAAGAAAGAAAGAAAGAAAGUAAUAAAGAAAGAAAGAUAGGAGAAAGACGAAAGGAAUAAAGAAAGUAUGAAAGAAAAAAGGAAGAAAGAGAAAGAAAGAUAGCUAGGAGAAAGUAGGGAAGAUAGGAGACAGAAAGAAAGAAAGAAAGAAAAAAAGAGGAAAAAAGGAAUAAAAAUGAAUAAAGAAAGGAAGAAAGAUAGGAGAAAGAAAAAAAGCAAUUUAGGAGAAAGAAAGAAAGAAAGAAAGAUAGGAGAAAGAAGGAAAGAUAGGAGGAAGAAAGGAAUAAACAAAGACAGAAAGUCUUUUUUCAGUCCCAUUAAUCUGUACUUUGGUAAAAACUUGAUUAUAGAUCUUUGAGCUGAGCUGCAGAAGAAGGUCCUCUUGUACUCCCUCACAUUAACAUUACUUUGCUGUAAAUCACUUGUUCUUAAACAAAGAUCUAAAUCAGAAUAUUUGAGAGCAAAAUUUUCACAUGAUCAGAUAUAAAUAAGAUCUCUUUGGAAUAAAAGUGGAUUUAGAUGCUCUCAUUUACUCAUAAAAUCCACGGGUCCAUCUUGGUCUUAAGUCACAGUAUCUGUAUGCAUGGUGUGUGUAAAAUUCGGGGGUCUCUUCCUCCCUAAGUGUAGAGCCCAGUUGGUGCGCGUCUCCACAGGGCGCCUGGCAUACAGCCUAGCUGUGCCGACGUGGGCGAGAGUGCGUAGGAGUUGUCGCCCCACUCUGCAGGAUCUCCACCCCACUGCCCUCCCUACUCUACCUUCCUCUUACAUAAAACCCGAGACACGCACACUCGCUCACCCCUUUUCUCCUGCCUCAUCACUGACACUACAUAUUGUCUGCCACCCACCGGUGUUAACCUGUCGGCAGUCAGAGUGUGCCAAAAAACAAAGUUUACCGAGUCACAGCUGUCUGCUGCUCGUGCGAGUCUCUUUGUGUGUUUACGUAGAAAGAGAAUAAUAUAAGUUGUCAUAAAGUGCAGAUAGUUUAAUUAUUCUGUAUGUUUCUGUGCAUAUGUUCCAGUGGUAUUUUUAUGUGUGUGUGUACAUGUGUGUGUGUUUGUGUAUGGGUAGCUAUUGCUUGUUCUCAGGAGGUUUAGCAGAGUAGGAAUCCGGCUGCCAAAAGUGGAUUGGCUGGGAAGUUGGCAUCUAACUUCUCUCUUCUCCCAACUGAACCACGAUAAUCACUCUUGGCAUUUAGUGAGUUUUAUUUUCUGCUUUGACACUUACUUGGUUGAUGAAUCCUCCUGGUAUUUAAAAAUCUCCAGAGUUCAGUUCUACAUGAGGUCACUUUUGAAUAACUGUUGAGCCGCUUGACCACAUUUUUGUAUUAAAUUUUCGUCUGUGUGACUCUUUAGAAAGAAAGAAAGAAAGAAAGCGGCUCUGUUUAAGAAUCUGUUCUUCUGAGCAGUGAGUACAGGUAUUUUUGGAUUUUGUGUGUCGUGUGAAGGUUAUUUCUUAUAAAGAGGCAGAGCUUAGCGAUAUGGAGGAUAUGAGGGGCAGAGCGAGGUGUGACUCAUGUUGAUGGUGAUCCACAUUGCAGCUGGUGCUCGGUUUCUCUGUAUAUGUAUAUAUAUAUAUAUAUAUAUGGUUCUGAUCGUACUCCAGGGGCAUGAGUAGAAAACUUGAAACCCUGCCACAGACAUAUUCUUAUCACGGCAGUUUUAGCUUAAACAAUUAAAAAAAUGGAUCUACAGUAUUUCAGCCAUGUGUCGUAGUAUGUGAUGUCUGAAUUAAUCUGUCGAGGCAGGGCUGAACUUUGUAGAUCUCUAUUUGUGUGUGUGCGUGUACGCAGUUAUGUUUAUCAUAUGUGCAUAUUCGCGAAUAAGGGGCCAUGUCAGUCCCUCUACAUAUGGUACUCUUCUCAAACCGAAUCACACGCAUGUUCUUGUAAUCCUCAGUGUGUGUAUGUCUGUUUCCAUACAUUGGGUAUAUGUUACUUGGUCCCUGCAGGCCCCGAGCACUCAGUGGGCGCCCUGCCGCGCCGCUCGGGGGUUAAGGUGUACGUGUUAACAAGCUGGUGCAAGUGGGUUCAAUAUCCAGCGCCCCGCCCCUCCCCACAGCCUCUCCAUCGGCCUGCAAUCUGUGCUGCGAAGAGCGGCAACAGCGCACCACGCACAAAACAUUUGGAAAAUCAGCUUGAUUUAUUUUUACAUGGGCAAGCUGAUUGCCAAACUACACAGGGGUUUUAGCACACAAUGUUUUGCUUCAACACUUAAUUAUUUAUUUCACUAUGUCUGUGUUGUUGUGGGGUUUUUUUUGUUUUUUUUUGCCUGGAAACGACGGAAGAAAACGGAGGGAAGGGGGACUGAGUUAGGGAGGAUGCAAAGCCGGGUGCUGUAAAUGAUUAAUUGGAGUGUUAUUUGUGCGUUUUAAUCAAGAAAAGGAAACUUCAUCUGGUUUUAAAGUUGAAUGCAUAUUUCAUGUGAUAGAGUUUAACUGAAAUUGAGAGUAAUAGAUUCGAGACAUCCACAACUUUAUUUUCCAGUAUUUGAUUUCACUGUGUGUGUUUUUAUCUGGUGCCUGUUCUGAGGAAUCGGAAUAAGAGUAAAAACAGUGAUAAUGUUUCUCUUUGAGCUUGUUGUGGUUUCAAUAGAUGACAGCUUGUGUCUCAAUGAGGACUGUGUUGUAGAUUUUUAUGUAAGUGAACACAUUAACACAGGAGAGAGACAAGAAUGUGUGGAAAUUUUAAGAGUACGAUUGAAAGCUGUUUACUAAAAUUGUGUGACCUAUUUGAGAGGAUUGAGAUUUUCACAACAGAAAUGAAAAGCAUUUAGGAUAGAAACAUGUCAAAGAAGUGAAAAAAGAGUGAAACCAUCUGAAGAUGAAUGAUUGGAGGGUUGUGUCUUUUCGAAUCGGACAUUUAAAAUCAGCUUCAGUUUUGGGAAGUGUAUCUCGUAUAUUUGCCUUUGUGAUAAGGACAGAGGAGUGCGUGAUAAGACUUCACACUACUGUUUAUUGAAAGUGAAUUUUUUACUUAAGGCUGAUCUAAAAAAUAAAAAUAAACCAUAAAUGUCCUUUUGUAUGUAAAUCCUAGAAAAUCAUCAGACAUCUAUUCAUAGUGAUGAACAGAUUCUUUUCCUGAUCGAUCGAUGUUGUGGAAACUCUGUGGAGAGAAAGUUUAUUUUCUGUUCACUCUUUCGAUAUUCUUUUCCUGAAUUUGUCCUCCGCUCAUCUCCCCUCCUCUUUUUUUUCUUCAACUUUUUUCCACUUUUCUCUGUGUGCUUCUCUUAUUUUCCGUCUCUCCUCCUCUCGUUCUCCUGUCCUCUGUCCCCCUCUGCAUUCUGUACCAAACACAUCGCAACCUUUUUUCACCUCACAGCUGCUCGCAGGCUGUUUCACCAAUUAUCACUAUGCAAGUAUGUACUGAGGUCACACACACACACACACACACACACACACACACACACACACACACACACACACACACACACACACACACACACACACAUUUUAAGACUCACACUGAGACACACGACAGACUGACAUAACACCAACGUUUGCUUAACCACACACAGUGACAGCAGAGUGUGUUUCUCAGCCCUGGGUGUGCGUGUGCGUGUACUGUGUGUGUGUGUGUGUGAGUGUUUCUGUGAGCUCCCAGCUCACUGUGCAGUCCUUUAAGGCGAGCAGCAACAUAUACGCAGAUGUGCCUGUAGAUCCACAGGCUUCACUGGGCCAUAUGGCCUCCACCAAGAAAGAUGGUGCGUGCGUCUGGAGAAGGGAGGGAGGGAUGGAGUGAAGGAUGGAGGAGGGAUGGAGGGCCAUGUGUGGUAUGAGCUGUGCAAGCAGUUGUUGAAGUAUGUAUGCCUGUGGAUGUGUGUGUGUGUGUGUUUAUGUGUGCGUGUGUAUAUGUGUGUGUGUGUGUGUGUGUGUGUGUGCACCAGAGGCUCCAGGAGAUUGGUUAAUGGAACAAAUGGUCGCGGCGGGCCGGGGAAGAAGGAACAGGCUUGCUGCUACCGCGGGCGGACAGCAAGCCCCGGGCGAGGGCUGCUUCAUCUGGGCUCCUGCCACACACAACACACACACACACACACACACACACACACACACCCUCUGUCAAACCUUCUUCUCACCCCCCACCCCUCAAACACACAGUGUGCUGCCAUGCCCCAGAAGCAAAAGGAUGCUCGUCGCAUAAACUUUUCAUUUGCAAAUGAAGCUGGCAGCGGCCGACCAGUUGAACAGGGCAGUUUUAAUUUGUCUCAUCUGUGUGUGUGUAUGUAUGUACGUUUGUGCGCCUGUUUGUGUGAACAGUGAGUUAAAGCCGUGUGUGAUAUGAUGUACUGGAGGAUAGAGGGAGGAUGACAGAACAGGAUGUGGAUGAAGACUUUAAAGACGGCCUUUUGUGGGGUGGACAGGCUACAAACCUUUGAUUGAUGUGCUUCAAAAGCUUUUCCAUUACACUAAUACAUUUGUAGUUAUCACAUGUGCUCGGCUUUUACUGUCAGUCAUUUGUAUUUUCCCUUCAGCAGCAGCCCACACUUUUCUCCUUCUUGUAGAAAGGCUUGAAUGUGUAACAGAAAUUGCAGAGUGGUGCGACACGCUUUUACAGGCGGUUGAACUUGUACAUCUCUGAGCACCUGCUGAAAAAAGUUAGCGGUGAUGAUGUACCGCUUAAAAAGUUUCAUUUUGAGUUCUCUGCAUAUUUGGGGGAAUCACAGUCCACACGUCCACGGUUCGUUCUUUCUCUCCUCUCUUUCUCAUGCUCGUGUACUCACCUCUGGAUGGCGCUGAUCAGUCGUCCUCUCUCCUCCUUCAUCUUCCUCUCCUUCUCAUCGUCCCUGUCUCUGCGUUGCCCAGCUGGCUUCUGUAGCCGGGAGCGACUGCAGGGCGGCCUGCUGAAGGAGCAUUGUCAAACGGUGGCUUUACAGCUCUAUCACACACACACACUCACACACAAACACACACACGCAUAGACGCACAGAUUUGCAGCUCAGAUGUCAGGCUGUAGCCAGAGGCUUGCAAGCUGGAGCGUUAACUGUGCAAAGCGUCACAUCCCGAGCCCCGGUUAGUGACACUCGCUAACACUACUUUAUAAAACUACAACCAGAGAACUAGUGCAGAAACACCUGCCCCUUCUUUGGAGAAAUGUUCAAAGUCACAACACUUAAAUCACUUUAAUGCCGCGAAAGCAAACGCCAGACUAAAAAAGAGUCAGCAGGCCUCACGGCAGCAAACACUUUGACAUUGAAUAGCUGUUAAAAACAGCCUGCAGCUGAAGCAGAACCUCUGUAAAUGAAGAGACGCUUCAGUCCUCAACCAUCAGUUUUUGAAAGUCGGAUGUUUUUCUAAAAAUCACCCUGGGUACUUUAAAAAAAAUGAGCUUUAAAACAGAUCUUUACAGAGACUCUUUUUAAUCUUGUUACAAACUCCUGUAACACACCAGAAACUUACCCUAAAAUAUAAUCUGAAUAAAAUAAAAAUCUUUGGUAGAUAAGAACAGCUCAGAAACUUUUAUUUUUAUUCCCUUUAUGAUUCAAUUCUUAAUUUAGAGAGCUGGAAAGAUUAACAUGCAUUAAACUUUUAAAAAUUAUUAGUUCGCCUUUGUUUUCAGGAUGAAUUGAGUCCAUUUAGAUUUUAACUAAAUGAAUAAUUUUACAAAAAAAAGACUGUUGUUUUAAAUGGGUGAGCAUAUGUUAAUCUCAGGUAUUCUGUUGAAAAUUACAAAUACUCCACACUAUUAUAAAUGAUUACAUUGUGCCAAAGCCAUAUAUCUGAUCUUAUUGUCAUUUUUAAACUUUGUGUUUUAACUAUAUAAGGUACAACAUAAGAUAAGAUAAGAAGAACUUAAUCCAUCCUCAAAGGUAAAUUUAAGAGAUAUGAUAUGACUUGUCCUAAAUAUCUAAACAUCUGUCAUAUCUGAUGCCAUUAAUGUGCUGAUUUCUGUUCACUUUCAUGAUCAGUGAGAUCGUUUUAAACUGCAAAUAAAAACUGCAGCAUUAACUUUCAUUUUCUAAAAUAGAUCAAAAUGAUUGAUUUUGGUUUUAUUUACAAAAACCUUUCAGCACAUUAAACAGAGGCAGUCACACAUACCUCAAUAGUUUAUGUGAAGAUGUACUGACACCUUUUAAAACAAAUGAAAUGAAAAAAUUACGACAAGAUUGAACAAAAGCAGAGGAGCAAAAAUCAAACUUAAAAAGCUUCGACAAUUAAAUCAAAGUGCUCAGUAUUAAUAAAGACAGUAGGUUGAAUCUAAAGAGAAAAAGCAGCCAAUUAGAGGUGAGGUUCCCUGUUUGUUAAAAACUAUAAAAAACUUCAGGGUCUGACGAUGAAGUCCCACUCUACCUUCACCCUCCUUUCUUCCUCUCACCGCUGCGCUCAGCACUGCUGGAGAGCAGCAGGCAAAAAGACAAAAGGAGCUCUCCCACAGGCGGCAUCACAGAUGAUUUUUAAAUAUUGAUUUAUCAGCUGAAUGAUUGAUAAUCUUCAUGUUGUGUUUGCCUGCUGUGAUGUGGCGCUGGGAGGUCACCAAGCCCCACUUCUGUUGCCAGCAUUUGUACGAGCGCUGGAGUGCUUUAGCUCCAAUUUAAAAUUUGAUCGGGUACAAAUUUGAAACCCUGCAGCACCCGGCAAACAAAUCCAAUUUAGAGACAUUUUUUUUCUUUUAAAUCGUACCAAAUAAAACAAACACUCCUCAGUCAAAAUUUCCAAUUCCGUCAGAAUCAAAAUAUCUUUAUUGUCAUUGUGCAAAGUACGACAAAAUCUAGGAGUGCGUGUUUUUUAAUGAGAUGUAGUUGUAUUAACACUACAGCUGCAGAGGAUGAGUUACAGGAAUGUUGUGGCCUGGAGGUAGGAGGAGAAAGCUAUGUUCAAUAAAAAAGGCUCAAUAAAGAGUUACUGAGAGUUCUGUUCAAAUUUAAUAUAAAAGGACAGAAAUGAAUGCCCCCCCACAUGAACAAAAGUGAAAGUUUGGAACGACAGGCAUCUGAAAAUAAAAGAUGGCACGAGACGAUGGAAUAACCGAGGGAACGGUGUUUCCGUCUCAUCCUCAUCAAAACACACAGUGUCACCAAUCCUGUUCUCAUGUCAAACGUUCAUGUUAGCAAAAGCAACAACUGGCAUGACAGGUUGGUGGAGGAGAGAGGGGCAUGGCCUCCAGGCACACACACACACACACACACACACACAUUCUUGAGUGCAGUCGUGUGCUCGCCAAGAUUUAGCUAGAGCGCUGGGGUGUGAGGGUGGUGGUGGGCCUGGGAUUGGGCGAAAUAUGGUUUUGUGUGUGUGUGUGUGUGUGUGUGUGUGUGUGUGUGUGUGUGUGUGUGUGUGUGUGUGCGUGUGUCUGUGUGUGUGUGUAUGGCAGCUGCAGCCUUCAUGCCCCUGGCAGUGUUGUUGUAACCAGGCAAGCCAAGGCCGUCUGCCUGCUGCAUUCUUUACCCCCAGCCCUCUAGGCCCCCUGCUCGACACACACACACACACACACACACACACACACACACACACAUACCUGCUAAUGCAAGUUUAGUGUUUCAGAUAACGUUGAUUUUAAAUUUUUUUCACCAACUUUUAUUUUCUUCUUUGAUUUUUACCUUUUUAUUUUAUCUUCUUGUUUUUCUUCCUGCUGUUGAGCGUUAAGAUGAACUUUUCGACAAACUAUCUCAUAAUCAAAUUUAACUUUAUUUUGUUGGUCACAUAAAAUAAAGAAUUUCACUCAAUUCAUGACGGGAAGCAGAGCAGUUACACAUCCAGAAAGUCAUUUGAAUGGAUAUUUCCUUUAAAGUGACUCACUCCACUCGCUGAUUUGUUUAGUAAUAAAAUGCACACAUGCAUAUGGGGCUUUUGAAUGACAGACCUGAAAGCUGCUCCAGAUCUCCUUCUCCUCUAACCGUCUAACAUGACGUUAGCAGUUUCCCUUUGGACCGAGCCUUUAGGACAUAUACUCCCACCUGUAAAUAAAUAUGCAAACACAGACAAACACACACACACACACACAAACACAGAGUUUAGACACUAGCUGUGGGCUACGACUGAUGUAUACCGCAGAGAGGUAACUGUGUCUGUGUGUGUGUUGUAAUUAAUCUCUUUAGUAGCUGCAGUCAAUAGAGAGUGCGGCGCUUCGAGGUGCAGAUUGUGAGCAGAGUUUGAUUAUUGGGCUGUCAGGGGAAAUUACUGCAAACUGCCUCGCAGCAAAACUUGCUUUUUAUUAUGACUGCUGCUGGAGAGCAAAAUCCACACUCACCACACACUUGCGAUCGAAGCAGGUAUUCUUUAGAGGAGAAUCAGGGAGUUAUUUCAGGGUUGGAUUAUUUGGUCCGUGUGUCAGUAAACUGUGCGAUCCAGCAGGUGGUGUCCUUUCACCAGGUCAGCGGAGAGGCUCUCUCCUUCUUUAACCCAACCAACGCUACCUCCCUCCCAUCAGCCAGCAGCGGCGGCGGCGGCGGACAGCAGGCAGAAAAGGGAGGGAGGUGACGGCUGCAGCCUCUUUGUUUCUCCGCCUCGACCUGCGCCUCACCCCCUCGAACCGCAAACUGUCAGCUCUCAUUUUUCACCCGCUGCAGAUCCUCUUCACCUCCACAUCCAUUUAUCUGUCUCAGCCGUCGGUUCAUCCGUGGCUCCAGCCAAGCUUCCUUCUUUACUCACCAUUUCCAGGCAGCAGGGCAGAGGCCAGCCAGCCUGAAGUGUGCGUGUGUAUGUGAGUGUGUGUGUAUGUGUGUGUCAGUGUGGGGCAGUGCCCAAGCAUUAAGCCGUAUUAAGCCCUAAUUAAUGAGUGUGCCAGCCGAUAGAGGCCAGUUAUUGGAUUUGCUGCUUUAGCUGCUGGAAGGAGCGCUGCCUCAAUCACAAACACACACACACACACACACACACACACACACUAUAAUACACACCCACUCACCCCCCCCUCAGAGGUAGGGUAUGCAAGGUGAGACGAGGGUUGGAUUAGAGAGGGAGAGUUUGUGUCUGUGUUGUAUAAGAGGACCAGAGGUUGUCUGCUCUCUGGCCAGACAAACCAAGUGAGUGCGUGUGUGCAUGCAUGUGCGUGUGUGUGUGUGUGUGUGUGUGUGUGUGUGUGCGCCAGGAGUCAAGCUUUACUUACUGCAUUACAUAAACCUGCAGCUUACAACCUGCAGCUUUAAACAUCUCAGGCCACGACCCGACACACUGAUUUACUGGCUUCCUGUUCAGCUCGCUCGCCGUCAGACGGCUACGUGUGAAAGUCUGCUGGCAUUUCCGAGCUGAUUUGGACUCAAAAUUACACAAAUUUGUGUCAUUUGCUGUUGAUUUCGUACAGUUGGUGCCAUUUCUCCUAAAUAAUUGUCUUGUACUGUGGAAAUGGAAAAACUAGUGUAGCAAAUAAGACUCAUUUAAAUCUAAAUUUUCCUCUCAGAUGUGACAGAAAUAAACCGAACGGUCUUGAAUGCAGACUCCAUCAAUAUGACAAAUCUAAAUCUGCAGUUUGUUUUGACUGUGGCUCAAGGCAGAUUCAGAAUAACUUUGAUAAGAGGAUCAAAAAUUCAAACUACAACCUGUGUUUCAAAGUUUGGGAUGUGAAGAUAAACAAAUACGGGAUGAUGCAACUGACUUUCAUUCGACUUUCUCCACAUGGUAACCGAAGAAUCAAUGAAUGAAUGUAUUAUCUGAUCCAUACACAUCUCAGGGAGUCAAGGAGGAGGAGUAAUUAUUCAGUGUUUUGUGUCACAUUGAACUGCUGGGAUGCCCCCUUAAAUAAACCCAAUUUUUUAAUCAUAUACUCAAUUUUUAUCUGAAAUGUUGGCAAUUAAAAGGUAAGUUUGGCCAAAUAACAAGAAGCAUUUUUCUCACAUUUACCUCUAUUGGAAUCUAAUCAUGUUGUCAAUUUGAUUUUUGGUGACAGACCAACAAAUACACCAUUUUUGGGACGUGAUGUUGCCGGGGAUUUUUAAUUGGUUAUAAAAACUCUGUAAUAAAUAUAAAGAAAAUGGGCAGGAAACUUAACAGAUCUGAUCGCACUUUUUGUAAAAAAAAAAAAAUUGACUCUGACCCUGUGGUGUCAUCGUAAAACCACACAGUGACUUUUGUAUAACGAAGGUAAAUUCCCUUUUGUUACUAUCAGUCGUCUCCUGUUGGUUCAUGCUGUAUGUUUCUGAAUCACUAAGAAAACGAAUCCUCUCUGAAACGUCACAGAGCAAAUAGGCAGAGUAAGUGUAAAACUCCACUUGGCAAAUUAUUUUGAUGCAUUUUUGCGCUUUACAAACUUGGAGUGGAUUUCAAAGCUUUGCUGCCAAUUGCCAGCUUAAUAUCACCCAUAAAAAAUCUGAUCUAUUCAUUCUCUUUUUUGUAGAGUAAAUAGUUUUCAGGCUUGUCGUGCACCUAAAUGUGUUGUGGUUGUAAUUGAAUACGGAUCGGCAUAUUUGCAGCGCGACUCGGUUUAGUUUUGUUGUUGUGGAGCUAAAGGCGACACUUUCUCGACGCACUUUCCUCAUCAAACAUUUACAGCUUCAGAACAACAGGCUCUGGUUCUGACCUUUAGCUCCUCUGCGCUGUGUGUGUGUGUGUGUCUGUGUGUGUCUGUGUGUAGGUGUGGCACACCGUCUCUGUCUGCGUCUCGUGUCCUAGCUUGACACAGCAGGGCUCUCUCUCUGUGUUACUGUGACGCUGUGAUGACCUGCUGUGUUGUGAUGUGCGCUCGCAUAGGAAGAUGAACAACCUCAACCUCCAGGACUGGAAGCAGGGGAAGGUGAAGGGUAAAGGUAGAUCAGUCAGAAAGGACUGAGGAAGAAAAUGUAGGGGAGAGGAAGAUCCUGAAGACGAGGGACACUCAGGGUCAGGAUCAAACCCGUGGGGGUGAGUGAGGCAGCGCAGGGCAGAGUGAGGACAAAGUGGGGGGGAGUGAGGAGGUGGGGAGCAGAUUGUGGCGUAGAGUUGGGAUGUUCUCCUCCCCCGUCUGUCACACACAGGCAGCCCUGCCGCUGCCAACAUGACCAGCAGGGCAGGGGCAUCUGUCUCUCCCCCAGCUACCUCUCUCUGCCUAUCUCUGCCCGGAGCCACAACUCUCUCCAUUCUCCUCCUCCUCCUCCUCCUCCUCUUCCUCCUUUUUCAUCACACUCAGCUCCAUGCCUUACUUAUGGCUUUCUAAACCUGUUGAAACAACACAGCAAAAUUCAUGCCUAUAACUUAACAGGAAGUGCUUUUUAUUUUUAAAAGGCUUUCCGGCAUUUUAAUUUUUCCCAAUCUGAUUUAGUUAUUCUUCGAACUGUCUGGCUGCAGAGGCUCUGAGCAGCUCCACAAAUACAUACCACCUCCUCCUCAGGCUGUUUCAGUUUGAAUUUUGAUCAACAUUGAAUUAUUUUUUAUUACAGAUUCGACACAAUUAUGUAGACCCAACAGAGGCCUCCUCAGCAGAGCUCUUGUUUUUACUCAAAGGAUGACUACAUAAGAAGAGUCGAUCGUUGAUUUCACAGCAUUUUAUCAGAUGGUCAGAUGAUGAAGUUUAUCUCCAGUAUUUCAUAUGAAAAAUAUUAAGUCACUGAGGGCCUAGAUCUCUUGAAUUGGAAACUAUCGCGUUAAAUUCUCUCGUUUUUUUAUCCAAAAUUUCAGAGGUGACACAAGUAGGGGUGGGAGAAAAAAUCGAUACAGCACAGUAUCGUGAUAUUUUGUCUGGUGAUAUAUUGUAUCGUCUCAUUCACUAAGAAUCGAUUUUUUCAAAUUAUUUGUUAAUAUAAAGUCAAAUCUAUAAUAAUGGAGAAAAAUAAAAUCAACUGUUUGUCCAGUGAGGUCGGCAGAGGUGACAUCAUAGAGCAGGAGAAAGUUAGUGCAACAGAUAUAUAUAUAUAUAAGGUUUAAAAGAUGUGCUACAUGAAAAUAAAAUACAGAGUGAAUAAGACAAAUAUAGAGGAAGGACAAAUGCUAAGUUAGAUUAACAGUUGAAAAAAUUGUAUAAAUCGCAAUAUAUUGUAUCACAAUACUCACUGUAUUGCAAAAUGUUAAAAAUCGCAAUAAUAUUGUAUCGUGGUCCAAGUAUCGUGAUAUCGUGAUAAUAUCGUAUCGUGGGGCCACUAGUGAUUCCCACCCCUAGACCCAAGUAACAUAUCACAGGAAUUCAUUCUAGUAUUUAUGAAAAUAUUCCAGUUUUGGGGUUGUUUUAUUUCUUUAUUCAAAAUGCAUAAAUGUGUUAAAGCAGAAACUGUAGUGAAAAAAGAGGAUUGUUUCCUCAGUUUUUUGAAGAAUGAAAAUUAAAAAUAUGGAUAGGGAUAAAGGGGGAAGUAUUCAUAUGUGAAAACGCUGCUAAAAGUUCCCUAAGUCUCAUUUCAGAGCGUGUGUGAGUGUGGGAGAGAGACAGAGAGUGAAUGAGUUCACCCCUGUACCAGAGGAGGGGGGUGACUGACUGACUGAAUGGAUAGAUGGAUGAAUGGAUGAAAUAAUGAGCUGCGGGUGGGAAAUCUUUCUAAAGGCAUUCCACAUCCACCCCCAAAACUCCGGCUGGAAAACACCAGCUCCACACACACACACACACACACACACAAUAUGACGCACACACACACAAUGACGCACACACGGUCGCCACUCUGUGCUGUGAAAGAGUUCAGUGUGUGCAGGAGCCGUUGUUCCACAUAGGACACACACUAAUUGGGACGUCCCUGUUAUGAGUAACACAUUUUAUGUUCAUAGUGCUCAAACAUUUGACAUACUAGACAUGUUGAUGUGCUCUUCUUCGUUAGUCUGUGAUCCUGAUGACACGAUUCAGUACAAAAAAAAUGAACAGUUUUCUGUCUGCAGAGAAAUAAAAAUAAUGUGAUAAUUCAUCUCACAGGAUUUAUUUUAUAAAUUUAUUACAUGAUGAAAAUAUGAAACCAGUCUGAGGAUGUGUAUCAUUUCAUCUGUGUGUGUGUUAGCUGAGUGCCUGCUGUAUGUGUCACUGAUCUGAUCUGAUCUGUUGAUGAUGAGGAGAAACGGCGCUUACUCAUUGUAAAACAUCACCCGGAAAUGACGAGGGAUCAGAAACUGGAUUGGAAUCAGGUGUUUCUGACAUUUGAACAGAUGAAACCACAACAACUGAUGAUGGCAUCAAAUCUGCAAUGCUCGCCAGACAUUAAGAUCACUGAUCAAAUAUGCAGGAAUAUCCAGGCCAGUAAAUUUUGACUUAAAGCGAAGUAGAAUUUUAACCACAGGGACUUUUCGUGAUGGAAUAGUGUCACUUCAUGGUUGUUGCACUGUCCGUACUGAUAAUGAAUCUAACUUUGGUGCUUUUUUCCGGAUCCAUCCACUGGUCAGUAUUGCGGUUUAUGGACUCUGUCUUUCAGCUCCUUGUCUGCGCUCUAAAUCCAGAACGAACUCUGCUGUCACACUCCUGUAAACAAUGCUGAUUACUUGGUCAAUACAAAGUCCGGUGAUAUUAAAAGCUUUUUGUGGAUCCAGCUCUCUUUCAAUAUUUACAACAUUUGGUUUUAUAUCAACCAGGAGGGUACGCUCCUCUCACACAGUUUCAGUCAAUAUUGUGUGUGUUCUGUGCGUGCGCGUGUGUGUGUGUUUUGCAGACUGCAGCAGUUGGACCGUCACUGUCAGAGCAGCGCCCAGCAGGUGUGUGAGCUGCUGGCCAAACAGAACCAGCUGAUGCAGGAGAGAAACACACUCAGCGAGGAGAUGCAGAGUCUACACACAGAGGUACACACACACACACAUUUACACACCUCACCUCUUGUACACACAGCACAGUGUGUGACUCACUGUUACUAAAUGAAUUAGCGAUGGUGGUGCACAUUAUAGUUGACAGAUUACUAAAAUAAAAAUCAGUUAAGAGACAUUUGUCCCUUUAUGACUAAUGAAUCUGCCUGGUUCUGGAUUUACUGGAAAACAUGUUGUCUGAAUUCUGCUCUGAUUCAUUAUCACGGAGAUUAUGUGUGUGUGGAGCGCUUAGAUACUGCUUUUAUUAAAAUGUGUGUGUGUGUGUGUGUCUUGUGUGUUGUCUUUGUAGCUGCCAAACGUGAGACAGGUUGAGAGUGUGUCCACCUGAGUCUGUCCUGCCUUUCUCCUCCUCUAAGUCUGGAUUUCCGGAGAAUCUCCCGCAGAUGAGCAGAUAUCGAACAACUGCGUUAGCGUGCAGGAUGAGGAGUGUGUUCAUCUCUUUUGUGUUGCUGCAAACACUGAGUACACAAUGUGAAGAUCAGGGUCUUUCUUUUACAUGUAGCAGUAAAGUGUGUCACUACUAUCUGGACUGGCUGUAGUGGCUGGGUAUUUAUGUUUUGAUUGUCUUUUUUUCCAAACAUGAAUUUAAUAAAAGCUCCUUAUUUUGAUUUCUUGUUUAAAAGUGAAAAACAAAACCACGACUCUCAAAGGUGUUUCAUUUUGUAGCUAAUAUUUACAGUUUUUUACUUUUGUCCUAACACAAAUUCCAAUACCUCUGACACAUUUGCAAAACUCUUCACACAGUUUGCACAACAUAAGCCUAUGUGGCCUAUACAGUUAAAACAUUUCCUGUUUGUUUGACACAAACUGCCUACAUUGGACACAUUUACUAAAUGUUUUAACUUCUUUAACAAACAAGCUCUACCGAGGCCAAAACAAGUGACUGUAACCCACAAAUUUACAAACGCUUCCCCACAGUAUGUCAGAACAGAUAACCUCGCGUUCUAAAUGUAACCAACAGCCCAAAGUUGAAGUGAGAAGCAGUUCAUAUUAUAGAUUCAAAGAUUCUUGUUUUUUUCUUAUUGUCAUUGUCAUCUUACUGGAGAAGGGGACAGACAAGUAGUAAGAUAAAUAUCUGCUCCUCACACUAGCAAUAUUUAGAACUGAAGAAGCUUCUUGGAUAAGAGGUGAAACGUCUUCUCAACUCUACACAGUCCAGUUGCCUGAUUUUGAAGUCUUCAAGAAAACCAUGACCUGGAUGAAUGAGAAUCUACAUGGACAUAUUGGAGUCUGUGUUAGGCCGAUUGCAAAGAAAACUGUAAACCAAACUUAGUGAUCUGGAAGCUAAAAGAUAUUCUCUGCAGUCAUAAAGCACAACAAGAGGACACCGUCUCAGCAGAUUGACAUAGUGCUUUAUUGAAGCUGUCUGUAAGAAGGAAAAUAAUGUGCAUCCCUAUCAUAUACAUUUCAUGUGUAAAAAUACUAAGGAUGUACAGUGUAAAAAACAGCUUCAUGUUGAUGGUAAUUUGUUGUCACAUCCUCAUGGCCUCACCGGCCACCAACACUGCAUCCUUUCAGCAUGAGGGACAGAAAAAGGCUGUUUGAUCGAUCUCCCCAGUUGCCCCACACUGUCUCAAAGUCAACAUGGUCUCUGCAGAGCUUAACCUUGGUAUAACAGUGAUUCAGGGGAAACACGGUCCACUCUGUGAACAGCUGGCAGCUGUCCAGGAAACUCGAACUCAACUGUGAAGCUACAGUAGAUGAACAUGGACGUGAAAUUAAACUCAGAUACGUUUAGUUAUAUCUGUACAUGUUUGCUGUUUUUGUUUGCUGUUGUAAAUAAAUGCGUCUCAUGCUGGUUGAUGUUAAUGAUGAUAGUAGUCUGGAGAGAAGAGAGGGAAGGAUUUAUGUCGCAGUCAUGAGGUCAAAUACUUUCAGAAAUGCUUCCAAACACAGGAGCCUUGUACUUCUCUGCAUUGAGCCCUGUGAUGAUCACAACACAUGGUUUUUGGCUGACACAGAUCAAUACGGAGCAGCUGAGGUCUUUGAAAGGAUUUUACAUAUUAUUCAAAUGAUACUGGAGUCAGAUCUGUUGUGUGAUAGAUGUACAAUACAAACAGCAGCAGAUUUAAGGGUGAACACUGUCAGUGCAGCGUCACAUGGACUCUCUGUUCACACCGGUAAAACUGUGACGAGGCUUAAAAGGAGCUCAACCAUCCAGUUCAAAUACUUCUGCUUGAGACAAAGGUAAAUUACCGACGUGCCAACUAUUGAUUCAUAGUCUCUGGGGGCAAAUACAUACGAUGAAGAGAAUCGCUAAGCUUCACCUUCUCCAUUAACUCUACUUGGAGGCAAACUUGUUUUUCUUUCCUGAUCUCUGGCCUCAGACUCAGCCUCCAACGUUGCAGCUCCAAGUAAAUAAACUUGAACGUUGAGAAGUGUUUGAUAAGUGGAGCUGGAGGCUCACCCGAGGGAAAACUUUUCUAAACCGAAGCUGAGAAGGAGUCGGGUACAUCUUAACAUUUUUCUUUAUGAAGACUGACCAAUUUACUGAGCUGUGCAGUGGCAGCGCGGACUCAUCUCUGGUGCGUGGACACAAUCACACAGGUCUUGCCAACUGUAACCAUCAGAGCAACAUCCAAAUGAACUGUAGUAUGAGAGGGGGAGAUGUACUUAAAAAAUCCUCAUAUUCUUAAAAACAGUUUAAAAAAAUCUAAAAAUCUCACUUGAAAGCAGGGCUGAAUCAGAUUCCUAUGAAUCAUAUAAAAAGUGAUGGAUGUGAAAGUGCUGUGGCCAAAGCUACAAAGCAGUAUUUUAUGAGCUCUGGUUUCUAAUGAUUUUGGCGGUAAGCGUGCACAUACAGCUAGAACUCCUCAGUCACUCACAGACCUGGGUCAAAUCAAAGCUGAAAUCCUUCCAAAUACUUGGGAGCGUUUGCUUGAGCCUGUCGAGGGUGCCAGCUGGGUGGGAUUCUGCUGCUUCGGCUGUGCCAGACAGGCUCAAUCGAUCACAGAGAAGUACUUUUCAUUAGAGUUCUGAGUGCCACUUUGACACAGCACUGGUAGUGCGGACAGAGGAGGACUACAGCAUGCAGGCCAGCGCCAACCUUUUAUACUUUCUGCCAUAAAGCGCCUUUGCAAGCGAACAGCAAUUUAAUGGAUGUGCAAGAGUAAAGCAUAUGGACUUUAAAGCAGCAAGAAAAACAGGUAAUGUAUCAUAUCAGAGAUAUCUGUAAGGAAAAAAAAAUAGAGGCAUUUAUUUUAGGAACAAAGUCUGAGACUUAAACUGCAGUGAAACAACUAUCCCCCCGUACGGUUAAAUCUUAAAACAGUGACAUCAAAUAAAUAAGAUAGAAAAUAAAUUCAAGUUAUUCAUCAAUGAGAAUAAUAAUAAUAAAAACAUUCAAAUAAAUAUGUUGGAAUACAACUUUCUAUGACUAAUGAGAACACAUCCCCUGGUGUCUCUUUAUUUUAAUUUAGAUUUCACAUUUUUAAAAAUAUAUAUUUCCCUCAAAUCUGGUGGUUUUUCUUUUGGAUUCAAGUGCUGAACGUUAAAGUUUUUGAAUAAUUCUGCGCUAAACCAUAAGGCUCAAUGGCGGUUGAAGACAGAGAAAUAGUGGGGAUUUUAAAAUCUUGUUGGUCAGACUGGAAGACAUGACAACGCAAACAAAGUCCAGACCGAAGACAUGACAGCACACGUCAAAGACAGGAAGAGUGUGUGGGGAUGGUCCAAAGGUUGGACCGAAUCCCAGAGCUUUAAAUUGAUCAGUGUCGAUGCUUUUUGUCAUCUUAAACUUUAAACCAAACAGUGACAGGAGCUAUCUCACAAACACGACUCUUACCUCGACUCCUCCUUCACUUACAGUAAACAUUUACAAACACAACUCAGUGUUUCAUCUUUCCAUCAUCCACUCUCCGGUCCACUUUUUCCUUUUUGCUCAUCUUUCUCUCUGUCUUUCUUCCUGAACUCUUCUCCAGUCUCACACAGACCUCAGGUAUGAUAAAUAUGAAGGACAAGGUAGAUCAAUAAUCCAUUCACCUGUGGGUAUAUUUGGAUUAGAAUUAAGUAAAAGUAAAAUACAGAGUGCCUUUCUUUAACGCGUGCUGUCACCUCUUGGCUGUCACAUUUUGGUUACAAACAACACAAAUAACAUUGAAAUAACGGAGCAGGAAGGCGAUCUGCUUUCCCUCCUACAUUCAUCAGCCAUUUUUGUUUCUUGAGGUGCCUUUUUUUCAUCAUCUCGGCCCUAAGAAAUAGCUUUUUUUUGUUUUCUAGAAUAAUGUAAUAAUAGAAAAAAGUUAAAUAUAAAACAAAUGAGUAGAACAAUAAAUAAAACAUAUAUACUGUAUAUAUAUCUAUGCAUAUAUAUAUAUAUAUAUAUAUAUAUAUAUAUAUAUAUAUAUACUGCAUAUAUAUAUGUAUGUAUGUAUAUAUAUGUUUAUAUAUAUAUAUA
Xyrichtys novacula (pearly razorfish) is the source of this 45701-nucleotide messenger RNA. The record is from the annotation of a GenBank genome assembly. NCBI's taxonomy places the organism in Eukaryota, Metazoa, Chordata, Actinopteri, Labriformes, Labridae.